Molecule: messenger RNA, 51290 nt
Organism: Xyrichtys novacula (pearly razorfish)
Lineage: Eukaryota; Metazoa; Chordata; Actinopteri; Labriformes; Labridae
Source: the annotation of a GenBank genome assembly
AUGAGACCAGACCAGCCCGGCACGGUGAGUAGGACCACCUAAAGUGGUCUUCAGCUGAUAGUUCAGAAGAGGUUGAUGUUUGCUCUGCAGCUGAUCAGAAAGUGAAGGAGUCAGAAUUUGGUCUGAAAUAGAAAUAUUUUUCUGAAUGUUUGAACAAGUUAUUAUAGGAAACUUCGUUUAACUGCUGAGUUUAUUAUUUCUAUUUUGGAGUUUUUUUUUAUGAAAGUGAAAAUGUUUAAAAAAGUGAGUUUAAGUUUGGGGGCUCAUUUCAGCACUUUUAUGACAAUUGAUGUUCUUGAAAUGACCUGAUUGAUUGUGAAUACAAACUUAUUGAUUAUCCAUCAGAAGUUCUUGUUGGACAGUCAACGUCCAAACUUUACAGUCGGACAAAUGCUGCCUCCUGUUGGCCGGAUGAAGGUGUGUUUGAAAAGUGUCAUACCUAUUUUAGACUCAGACAGCUCGUCAUGAUCUGACCCAUAUCCCCCGUCCAUCUGUCUCCAUGACGACUGGCUCUCAGAACAGGUGUUAACAUUUGUACCUGCUGACAGAGACAGACGGAUCAGUUCAGACUAUCAGAUGUAUUUACCGUUAGAGAUAUGAGCAGAACUCCGGGAGCGGCUCUCACAGAUCCUCCUGAGCUGCUGUGACAGCUGAGAGCUCAGCCUCAAAUCCAGACUAAAGCUCCAGGUAAGCCUGAUAGAUUGGCAAGAUGGCCGCCAUGCCAGUUUGUUCACAUCAUGGGGCGGUUUGGGUCUGCGACACUCCACAGAGACCAUCUGAUAGAAACCACAUAUGCAGCAGGUUACAGGUCCUGUCAGAACCACACCAGAGCCACAAAUGGAUUCAACUGGUCCCUGAAAAUACAGACAAACCGACUCACCCCGACUACGACAACCAUGGACUGAGGACUUCUUUACAGACUCUGAUCCAGAUCACCAUCCAUUCAGAUAAACACACUGACAUUUAAAGACGCAGGAGAUCAAACUAAGAACCAGUAAAACUAAAAAUGACCACAAACUGUCCAGAGAGACUUUCUUAAAAGAAAAGUGAAGAUUCUUCUUCACGAGAACAUUCGUCUUAUCCUGUUGUUGAUCAUUGCAGCUCCAGGUCCUAUACUUGGUGGGGUUGUCCCAAUACUAUGUUCUCACUUCCGAUAUGACACCGAUAUUGCAACCUUUAAUAUUGUCCGAUACCAAUAUCAAUCUGAUAUCAGCACUCCACCAGUGAUACAUCCUUUCAUGACUUAUUUUGUAGAGUGGAAUUUUAGAAAAGGCUGCAUCAAGUGAUUUUACUCAAACAGAGAACAAUAGUCUGCAACAGUUGUUUGGGAAAACUGACCCAUUUAUUAUUAACAAAACAAAUAGAGGAAUAAAUAAAAAUAAAUUGGGAGGUCUUGAAUAAUAGAUAAAAGAAUGUAAACAAAAUAAACAUAUUACUCUAAUAACAAGAGCAGAAAACAGUCAGUCAACUUAACUCCUGACUACCCUUACUACUCCUCCAUCUCCACUUUCUGCAGUCCAAGCGUGAUGUGGCUUGAGCUCCAUAUGUCGGUGGUGAGGCUAACAGCAUUUGCUUUCUCCACAUGUGCGGCAAUACACUUUUUAACUUCUUUAUGCAUCUGAGGUAUAGUUUUGUCGACAAUGUAGUGGCAACUAGGGAUAACAUUACGUGGCUCGAGGUGCUCAAUUAAGCAUUUAAACCCGACAUUGCUCACCACCGACAGGGGCUGGUCAUCAAGCACAAUAAAUUGGGCUACCUUUUCUGUCAUAGCCGAUGCCUUUUUGCCGUCCCGUGGGAGUUUUUCCCACUUUGCAAAUGUUUCGGCCAGCAUUGGUUGUUUGAGAAAGGUAGAGGUAAGAUUUUUCUUUGCCCCAGUGAUCUUUUGAAAAUCCUCAUGCUGUUGUUUGUGGUGUUUUUCAAAUGCGGUUGGUCGUAUUAAACUUCCCCUGUUCUGUGCCACCACAGGAAACUUGUGCAUGACACAGCUGAGUUUGCACUCAGCUGCAACGUCUUUGUCUGACUUUAGGGAAAAGUAGUGCCACACAGCCGACAUCACUUGUUCUUGUAACACAUGCGCUGUUGUUGUGAUUACGUGCGUUCUACAUGCUGGAGCCGGGCGCUCUUCCUCUUUGGCAGGCAGCACCAGCAUUGGUUUCUUACCGCCACCAACUGUGUUGGAGUGGGAACCAUUGUCACCUCAUGUAGUGCAGAAACGCUGAAGCAGAAUAAACAGCUUUUAUUGGAGCAUUCAUAUCGGACAUUUUAGAUGCAGUCUGAUAGAAUCCGAUAUUCAUUUUUUUGCUGAUAUCUGACCGAUAUCUGAUAUCAAUAUCGGAUCAGGACAGUACUUUUUUUUUUUUUUUUUAAAUCCCAGGAUAAAAAAAGAUCUCUACAUGUCAGGUGACCGAGGUUUAGAUCAACCUUCUCAUCCGAAAAAAAAUCAAAGAUUUGAAAAUAAGAACUGACUUUGUGUUUGGGGUUUUUCAGGCUUUCUUCUUCAGUCCUGAACUCCAAAAUAUUUAUCUCUGUUCAUGUCUUCAGAUGUCUCGGUUCCUGGAUAUGAAGGAGUUUGGAGAAGCUGCUCACUAUCUCCGCCUCACCAACCUGGAGCAGCUGGCAGCCAAAGCCCAGGCCUUCGAUGGUGGGUAAACCUGUGUUCAGAACUCUGACCCGGUCUGUGUGGAUCUAUAAAUCUGAGGUUUAGUUCUGACUAAGUUUGAUCGGACUCCCUCAGGUACAAAGCGUGUUUGGUUGCCCGAUGAUACCGAAGCCUACAUCGAAGUGGAGGUUAGAGAGCUGAACGGAGAUAAGACCACGGUGGAGACCAAGGAUGGACGGGUCAGUCCAUCUUUUUAUUUCAGCACCACUUUCAAGGUUAAGAAUCUAAAUUAAGGAGGAGGAGGCAGGAGGAGGCAGGGGAGGAGGCAGGGAGAGGAGGACGCAGUUGGAUGAGAUGGGGGAGGAGGAGGAGGCAGGGAGAGGAGGAGGCGGGAAGAGGCAGGAAGAGGAUGAAGGAAGAGGAGGAGGCAGGGGAGGAGGAGGUGGGGAGGAGGCAGGAGGAAUAAGGAAGAGGAUGAAGGAAGAGGAGGAGGCAGGCUGAAGACCUUUAUCUAAAAGGACCAUUUUCACAGUUACCAUGGUAACUCAGCUAACCUGAAUCCUAAACCGACUUUAUUUCAGAUUUGAUCUGAUUUUAUUUUUCCCAGUUGGAGCUGCAGACCAAAAAUUCUCAACCAAUUUAGAGGAACUUGAUAUCAGACACCAGGCUUGGAGGCACAUACCUUCACCCAACUCAUAAGACUUCAAAGUCCACAUGAAGGUCCAGAUGUUUGUCCUGAUGUGGUUCUGAAACCCUCCUGGUUCUUAUGUUUGUGUGUUGCAGUUCCUGGUGGUCAAAGAAGAAGACCUUCAGCCCAUGAACCCUCCAAAGUUUGACAUGAUGGAGGACAUGGCCAUGCUGACUCACCUGAAUGAAGCGUCUGUCCUCUUCAAUCUGAGGAGGAGAUACAGCAUGUGGAUGAUCUAUGUUAGUAUCAGUUCUUGGAUAGCUGGAUCAGAAGGAGACUUUGGGGACCAGAACCUGAAAAGAAACAGGAAAAUACCAAAAAUUAAAAAAUGAACUGUGCACCAGUUCUAGCAUUGAUGCAGAGUCGAGAUGUGACAUUUGCGAACAAGUAGGGAUGGGGAUCAAGAACCGGUUCUUGUUGAGAACCCGUUCCAAAUGGUUCAGUCCAUCGACAUCAUUUACAUUUUAUCUUAACGAUUCCCUUAACGAUUCCUUUCUUCCGGGUGCGUUUAAAAACAAUCUCACGGGUGCCAGUCUACAUGACCAGGAACAGAGACAGAGAAAAUAAAAUGGCGGACGGUACGAAAAGUCGGCAGAAACGAUCAAAAGCGUGGCUUGAUUUUACUAAGAAAGAUGACAACAGUGCAACAUUUGUGGAGCAGUGAUAACAUGCAAAGGUGGGAAACACCAGCAACAUGCUUUAACAUUUGUCAACGGGGCACGGCAUCAAAUAUAAGAAGUCACAUGUAUUUGGUGCUCGCCGCCAGUGUUGUGCCUAUGAAUGCAUCCCAUCUGCUCAUUAGCUUCUUUAAGUGGAAGAAACAUGAUCUCAUACUUAAAAAGAAAACACAAGUAUUGGAUCAUGACAACAUGUCAAAUGGAGCAGCAAACUUUCGUUCUGUUUUUAUGUCUCUAAAAUGCACAGAGAGGUGUACUUGGGUGUAUAAACUCUACAGUAAACUGUCAAGGUAGAGAAUAUUAUAUUUUCGCGACAGCAGAUAUUCUGAAUCAGAGGACCAUUGUUUUUGGCUUAUCUAAAUAGUCUGAAUGAAAUAAUUAAAGUCACAUGCUUUAGAAUCCACCAAAUGGUAAGGAAAACUUGGAUUAUUUCACCUUGUUAUGUACUUUGAACCGCGCUCCCAUCAGGGGGGCAUUCUAUGGCACAACACCUGUUGAACACCGGUCGUCAGCCGCUGCUGCUCCGUCUCAGCAUGGCAUUAAAGGUACGUACUGUAUGUCAGAGUGACCAUAUGUCCUCUUCUACCCGGACAUGUCCUGUUUUGGGGGGCUGUUCGGGGGAGUAUUAAAUCCUUCAAAUGUCCUGUAUGGGUUUUCAUUUAUUAUAAAACACUGCAGCGCAUCAGUGCACUCUGCAGCUCUGCCCCUCCGCUCACUUUAGCCACCGAUGCUACGCAGCAUGCACCUCUGUCUUUGGGAAUUCAGAAUAUGCGUUUAACUGAGUUAGAAGCGCAUAUAAAACACUUGACCUUUCCAAAAAAAAAAACAACUCGAAAUUUUGCACACAAGUCCACCCAAUCUUAUUGUCCUCUUUCUGGGUAUACAGAAUAUGGUCACCCUAACAUAUGUCCUGUGUUAACAUGAACACAAUGUAUGCCAGAAAUGCUGUAGAAAUAGAAUUUCUGUUUGACUAUUUUAGAUUCUCACUAAAGGUGGCAAACAUCUGUUUCUGUUAUCAGAGACUAAAUAAAAUUUUGAGUUAAUGGUGAAAACCUAUGGUCUGCUUUUAUUUUUUUUAUUAAAGAAAGGCAUUGAUAAGGGAAUCGUUAAAGAAUCUAGUCGAUAAGCAGAAUAGAUAAUGGCAUCGAUAUUGAUAAAAUCUUAUCAAUUCCCAUCCCUACAAACGAGUCAGUUUUUUGAACGGCUCUUUUAAAUGAACCAGUUCACAGUAAUGAGUCAUCUGUUUGUGAACUGGUUUCUUUUAUGCAGAUCGUCUGCUCUGUAGUGAUCUGCUCUCUGCAUCAUUUUAAGGUGAAGGAAAAAAUCAAAAUAGUGAUCUUAGUGUGGCAGCAUGGUCAUCUGGCGCCACCUCAUUUUUACACUGUAAACACGAGUCAGAUGAAAUUGAUAAUCACAAUUUCAGAAUAAUCCCACCCACAAGUACCCCUAAAAAACAAAUAUAUAUAACAACGAGCCGGUCUUUUGAACAGCUCCUCAGGAUCUGACUCCCUAUAAAGACCCAUAAAUCCUCUCAUGCAGAGUUCCUCUAUGGUCUUUCUUGUGGUUUUGGACCGGGGACACGGAGUUUCCUUGUGGACUCGUUUUUCUUUAAAUUUCUGACAUUUCAGCAGACGUCAAAGAGGACCGUGGUCAUGCUUGUUGUUUGUAAUCCUUGUGUCUCUUCCUCAUCAGACCUACUCCGGUCUGUUCUGUGUGACGAUGAAUCCCUAUAAAUGGCUGCCCGUCUACUCUGCUGAGGUGGUGGCGGCCUAUAAAGGACGCCGCCGUCUGGACACACCCCCUCACAUCUACGCCAUCGCUGACAACGCCUACACUGACCUGCUGCAGAGUAAGUCACCUGUGAUCAUUAGCCCAUAAGUUAUUCAUUAGCUCAUUACUGAGUUAUUCCACCAACCACAGCACUGUCACAUUCAUGUGGAUUUUUCUAAAGACAAAAAUCAGAGAUUUUAGGUUCAUUUAGGACAACAGGGAACUAGGAGAGAGGGAGGUGUGACUGACUGGGGCCUCAUUUAUCAAUCAAUCAAUCAAUCAAAUUUUAUUUAUAUAGCGCCAAUUCACAACAGUCGUCAUCUCAAGACGCUUUUCAAGGAACAAGAGCAGGUCUGGACCACGCUCAUUGUUUGAUGAUUAAGAACCAACCUAAGAUGGGUUUUGGCCCAUCUCAACUAACAUGAGUUACAGUGGCAAGGAAAAACUUCCUUUUAACAGGCAGAAACCUUGGGCAGGACCAGCCUCAUGCUAGACAGCCACCAUGCCGCUGCUGGGUUGGGGAGGAAUGUAGAGAGAAGAGGGGAGAGGGGGAGAGGACAGGGGGAGGGAGAGAGACAACAAGAUAGGGGAAAGGCGAGAGAGAAUUAGUACGGAGAGGGAGGGGGAGGGAGAGAGAGUAGAGAACGAGGGUGAGAGAGAGACAGGAGGCAGCAGGAACAACAGCAACAACAAAAACAGCUCAUGUAAUGGUGAAACAAAAAGAAGUUCAGUUUACAGGUUUAGGAUAUGAGUGAUUAUGGACAAUGUUGAAUUAAUUGAAUGCGAUUACAGUUAGCAGGCUUAAUCGUAGUCAGUUCUAUUUUGUAUUAUUAAUGUCAAUAAUGACAGUGAGGCUGAUGUUCAUGUCUGCAGUAACAGUAACAGCAACAGUCCAGAGGAAUCAGAGAGAAGAAGGAGCUCAGGGCCGGGGGGGUCUGCAGCAACGGUCCAGAGGAGCCAAAGAGCCAAAGAGUUGGAGGAGCUCAGGGCCCAGGGUGGAUGCAGCUGGGGUCAGGCAGUUCCGCAGCAGACCGUUUGCAGCAUUAGUCCAGUGGCAGCUAAAAGACUCAGAGACACUCAGAGAGACAGAAAACUGGUCAGUGACUUAUAUGGGACAUAAAGAUCUAAAGAGGAGAUAGAGACAGACUCUAGCUCAGUGUGCCAGAUAGCCCCGGCAGUCUAGGCCUAUAGCAGCAUAACUAAGAGCUGGUUCAAAUCAGCCUCGACUAUAAGCUUUAUCGAAGAGGAACGUCUUAAGUCUACUCUUGAAAGUUGAGAGGGUGUCUGCCCCCCGAACCUCGAGCGGUAAAUGAUUCCAGAGAAGAGGUGCCUGGUAGCUGAAAGCUCUUCCUCCAAUACUACUUUUAGAGACAUUUGGUACAACGAGCAGACCUGCAGACUGUGAGCGUAACGGUCUAGAUGGAAAGUACGGUAUAACUAGCUCGUCGAGAUAUGAUGGCGCCUGGCCAUUAAGCGCUUUAUAUGUCACAAGGAGGAUUUUAAACUCAAUUCUAUAUUUAAUAGGGAGCCAAUGAAGAGAAGCUAAGACAGGAGAGAUGUGCUCCCUUCUUCUGGUUCUAGUCAAUACCCGAGCUGCUGCAUUUUGGACCAGCUGAAGAGUCCUUAAUGACUUACUAGAGCAGCCUGAUAGGAGAGAAUUACAGUAGUCCAGUCGAGAGGUAACAAAGGCAUGGACUAGUUUUUCUGCAUCACUCUGAGACAAUAUGCGUCUAAUUUUUGAGAUAUUGCGCAGGUGGAAAAAGGCUGUCCUGGAAAUUUGUUGAAUGUGGAAGCUAAAAGAUAAAUCCUGAUCUAAUACAACUCCUAGAUUUCACACAGUGGGGCUGGAUGCCAGGCUGAUACCAUCAAAUGUAGUUAAAUUACUAGAGAACGCCUCUCUAAGGUGUUUAGGACCGAGGACCAGAACUUCAGUUUUGUCUGAGUUGAGCAUUAGAAAGUUAUUGGUCAUCCAGGAUUUUAUAUCUUUGAGGCAGGCUUCUAACCUAGCAACCUGGCCUGCUUCCUCUGGCUUUAUGGAUAGGUAUAGCUGGGUGUCAUCUGCAUAACAGUGGAAAUUAAUCGAGUACUUCCUCAUAAAUUUACCCAGCGGAAUCAUGUACAGGGUGAAGAGGAUUGGACCGAGCACUGACCCUUGCGGCACACCGUAGCAGACCUUGGUGUGUGCAGAGGAUUCAUUAUUUACAUUGACAAACUGGGAUCGAUCUGUUAGGUACGAUUUAAACCAGGAGAGAGCUGAUCCUGCUAUUUUAGAAGAUGACCUCGGUGCAAAAGUGCAGAAAUGAACUACACGAAGACAGAAUCAAGCUGGCAGCCUCUCGGCGGGGUUUUUAUUCCAAUCACAGCAUCGAACAAUAGCUCAUGAGCAAUCGAACAGACAGAACCAAAAAACAGCCCAUCCACAUAUCUUUUAUAGUCCUCCAUUGACGUCAGGGACCUUAGUUUUAGCCAAAUGUGCGUGCGAAAGUCCCCUUCGUGACUUUCUCUGCCACUAUCUUUUGGAGCCAGAUUUCCUGUUAUUGCAAUUAAGCUACCAUGAGAGAGGGUCACCAUGACCUGAUAUGAAGUUUAUCCCAAUCUGACCACUCCACCCAUAUCCUGUUUUCUUGCCUCAUGGUAACCCCCAAAACAUCCAAACAUAUCUGUUAUUUUCCCCCACAUAUCCCCCCUUUGAAUCUUUUCAAGAUUAACCAAGUUCACUGAUGCCGUUGGAGAUUCACACUUAUCUUGUCUUAGCCUUAGUUACGUUACAUGAAUGAGUUAUGACAACGUUAUGUGAUAUGGUACUACUUGAUUGAUUACAGAUGCAUAUGUAUGUUUUCAAACCAUUCCAACUCAUGCUCGUGAUCACGAAUGUUACAUUUUCACAAAUACAACACUUAAAUCCCUCGGUUCACAUCUGGCAGGGGCGAAAACCUGCUGGCUGCUUUGAGCAGGAAAUUCCCCUGCGGCCCCUCCCGCUGGCGACCUUUACCGUGAACCUUCUAAAUCUAACAGCUUUUCACUGACCCACUCUACAUGACAAUCAACCACAUGUUUUAUUGCUCAAAAAAUGAUUAACCAUUUCCUUUACCUGUUUCCAUUUACCUGGAAUGAGUAUGUGUAAAUGAUGUGAGUAUGCAGAGUACACAUGGAUAACUGCAGGAUAUGUGUGUAUUGGUAUGAUAGUCCAUUAUGCAGAAUACACCUGGAUAGUAACAGAAUAUGCGUGUAUUGAUAUGAUAGUCCAUUUGCUCCGCCGUCCCAUUUGCUUUUCCUUUUGCUCGCUCGCUGCUGCUGCACCUCUGCUCCUUGUUUACCUUACACUUGACUCAGUUCGUCCUCAUCAUAGUCACCCACACAGGCAGGGUUCGGGUACAAGUCCGUAUAGUCCCCGUUUCCCGCCUUGCUGUCAUUCAAGCAGAGUUGUGCCAUUUGGGACGGCGUCAGCAAGUCCAACAUUUGAGCUUUUUGGAGACCAGUCGCCACAGUCAUCUGUCUGUCCAGAGCCCGCAGACACUGCCUCCUCAGGAUGGGGAUGAUGCAACAUGUCAAAAAGGAAAUUAGAAUUAGGACUGCUAAUGCACUGAGUCCUAUCUUAGCCCAAACGGCUCCCCAUUUUCCUAAAAUUUGGUCUAACCAAUCCCAUGACAGUCCCCCCUUGCCCGCACUCUCCCUGAGCUCAACUCUGAGUUCUGUAAGCUUCCCCAUUGCCACAGAAAAUAUACCAUCAGGGGCUGUGUUAUUUGGAAUAAAGGUACAACAAUGUUUCCCGAACAUGUGACAUACUCCUCCCCUAUCGGCUGUCAGCCAAUUCAAAACCUGUCUAUUUUGUUGGGCCAUUAUACUUGCUGCGUGUAAUUGAAUACCGAGAGCGCUCAGGAUCUCAGAUGUCGCAUUAACAAACCUCUGUUGGUUGUAAUAAAUGUAAUUUAUCCAUUGGACAUUUUUAUUAGUGGUGAUCCAGGGGAGAAUCGACUCUAGACCUGCUCUAAUCUCAUCCUGAGCUUUAAACUCCUCUGGAAUUCCUAUUGGCACUCCUAUACUAUUGAUGUACACCUUUUCGUCAAUCUGCCUUUUAUGGCGGUUCAAUUUGGCUGUUUCUUCCGGGAUUUUAAGGAUCUCCUCGACGCCGUCAUACAACACGACAACUGGCACUUUCAUUCGCACUAAUGUACAGAGUCCAAUCCAUUUUGGUGGAAGUGUGUUUCGCACAAUGUUGUCUCCACACAUCCAAUAACUGUCAGCUACUGCAACAGUUUGACUUGCGAAAAACUGCAUACUCGGUCUGGUCAUAGUUAUGUUUUCACAUGUUUGAUCUAACGUUUGCUCUGGAUUUUCAAACCAAACUGGUCUAGUUAUGAAUGGUUCGCUCAUAUUAGCUUCAGGAAACCAUGACAAUACCCACGUAAUUUUACAAUUAACAGUUGUGUUUCCCACCUGGACUCCUUCCCCUGGUUUAUUCAUAAACCCUCCACUGGCGAAACACUCGUAAUUACUCAUGUCGUCUACUUUGUAGUUUGUAGGGGGCUCGUCUUGUGACGUUGUGGUGGCGAAUUCUUUACAUGUCUGGCGAAAUUUACAGUCUACGCACGUUUCUAAAUACCCAUGAUGAGAUCCUGACCCAUACAGAAGCCUACAUCGAACACCACACAUUGGAAGCCCGUAGAGUGAUGGCACCUGCGGAUUGGGAGUGAACUCACUGCUUCUACACUUUUGCUGUUGAACUUUAGCGCAUUCUUCGUGCGUAUAUUUCUCUGGUACUACAGUGGGAAGUGUCGUUGGGGCUUCAGCACACACGAUGCAUUCACUAGGGGUCAUCUGUUUUGCGGUAUACAUAGCCCAUUGGUACCACCCAUUCACACUGGCCUCUUCCCAAAGUUUAUCUGAGUACGAUUUUACACUUCUCUGCAUGGGCCUGUCAAAACUUCCCACUUUACCUGGACUACCAUCGUAAUCAUCGUACUCAUCAUACAGUGUAUCUGGGGUCGUUUCACUUGGUGUUGUCGAUGUGCUUGGUGUUGUCGAUGUGGAUACCUUACUCAAUUUGGCCUCUGUUGCAGUUACUACGAUUGGGUUGUGAUUUCCCUUUGGAGUUGGUGUGACCGAAUUUACAGUUUUCGGAUUUGGCGCGGUCGCGCUGCGAACUUCUGUUGGAACCAAUGCAUUUGAAUGGCGAUUCCCUACUGAAGCCGGAGUUCUUGAAUGGGAAUUUCCGGUCGGUGUUGGUGUAGUCAAAUGGGGAACUUUUGUCGGUUCUAGAGUGGUAAACACUCCCUGACCUGUCGUUGUAGCGGUCGGCUCAACCCUUUCUACCUGCCCCCUGUUAGGAACUCGCCACGGAAGUGCACGUUUUGCGGCUCUUCCCCCACUUGCUAUACUCGUAAGGUCGAGAAUGUAGGUUUCAUUUGGAGUAAACUUGUCUUCAUCAAGCUCAGCUACCCAUUGGCCCGCCUCUUCGAAUACUGUUAACCCACACUCAGCUCCACCCCACAUCGUUACAUCCUGAUUAUACUGAUGGGCCAAACCGCAAAGUACAUUUGUUGUCAUUUCGGUCUCAACUUCCUCAACUUCCAGCACCCGCACAUCUCGUCUGUAUAGACUGCUUGAUACUGUCUGUGGCGGAAUGUGUAGUCUUAUUCUCCCGUUAAUCAUUUCACUUUUGAGUGGUGCUUCAUGCAAAACUCUUGGAUCCGGUGUUUCCUCUCUGUCUAGUGUCAGUGUUUCUCGGACCUCUCUGCCCUCACCAUUCCCACGCAGGCCCACGACAGCAUAAUACGUCUUAACUGGACUGAAGUGAGUUGCUAUCCUGACGAUAAUCUCAAGUUUCCCUCUCACCCUCAGAAUGAUUUGACAAGCGUCCUGCCCCCAUUCUUGUUCCUGACUACCUUUCUUCACUCCGCACAAUUGGGUUCGCACAUAAUCUCGUGACACGACCAUUACCCCGUAUGUUAUGUUUCUGUUUUUCAUGCUAUCGGGUAUGUCCAUGCUAGCGCGCCACCGCCACAUCGUGUGUACAGCUCUUUUACCCCGUGUUCGUCCAUACACUACUUGGUGCGGCAUGUUUAUGUGUUUGAGCUCAGCUGAGAGUGCUGGCUCAGAGUUCAGCAUGUCAUGGAUUGGUGUCUGUGUGGUUGCAUCAUACUCAUCUGAUUCAGAUGCUCUGUCUCCUCUGCCGUGCGGGUUGGUCUCUGGCGUGGCUCUGGUCCCCGGGGUGCUCUGUUUUCCCCUUUGAGUCUCUAGCUCCACUGCUUCUACAGGCAUCCAUAGAAGAGAGUUCAUUACCACCAACACACACCACAAUGUCAUGUUUUUCAUCUUUGUUUUUCAACUCAAUACCGCCCUUGGUUUUGCCUGGAACUUUCGUGCAGUGCGACAGGUGAUACCACGUCCCGCUCCCUUCGACCUGGACUGCUGUGGGAGUAGCUCGCACCACCGUGUACGGUCCUUCCCGUCGUGGUUCGUGCCACUUCCUGCGGAAGACCUUGACGUACACUUGGUCACCCGGCACCACUGGUUUCACGACCAGCUCGUCUUUAACUGGUUCUCUCCUUUUUUCCUGCAGGUAGAUAGUCUUAUGUAUUGCUGUUAGCUGGUUCAUAUAAUCUUUCAAUUCUAUCUGCAGCUGUUCAAGGGGAGGUCCUUUAUACGGACCUCGCAACUGUGGUGCUGGCAUCGGUCGACCCGUGAGCAUUUCAUGCGGCGUGAGAUGCGUGCUUCUGUGAGUUUGCAUGCGGUAGCUCAUUAGUGCAAGCGGCAAAGCAUCUACCCAGUUAAGCUUUGUACUGGCGCAAAUUUUGCUGAUUUUUGCUUUCAGAGUUCCAUUAAUCCGCUCUACCAUCCCGUUACUCUGGGGAUGGUACACAGCAGACAGUCUUUGCUUGAUUCGGAGCUGCUGGAGGACCCCUUUGGCAACUUUAUGUACAAAUGCUGAGCCGCUAUCUGAGCUUAUUUCUGACGGGAUGCCAAACCUUGGAAUGACCUCCCUGGUCAGAAACUUGACCACUGUUUCUGAUCCUAGAGUCUUUGAAGGAACGGCUUCUACCCAGCGUGAAAAUCUGUCUAUGAUGACCAACAUGUAGCGCUUUCCGUGCACUGACUUUAUCAUGUCAACAUAGUCUAUGGCUAGGUGUUUAAAUGGUCCCUCGGGGACCGGAAUGUGUCCCACUGGUGUUUGUAUUGCUUUUCGAACGUUGUUCUGAGCACAAACAUCACAUUGACUUAGUACUUCGUCAACCAUCGCUUGCAUGUAUGGUGACCAGUACCCUUGCUGUUUUAUCUUUUUUACCACCUCCCCCCUUCCACAGUGAUCCACACUGUGUACUUGGGAAAUCAGAAUGGUCAGGAGAGGAACCGGUGCCACCAAAAACCCAUCAUGCGAUCUCCACAGUCCUAUUUUAUCUGCCGACGCCCCCCUUUGACGCCACAGAUUAUGCUCAUUCUCACCGGCCUCCUCCUGCAUCAUCACGAUGUCCUCGGGUGUUACUGUAGGCUCAAGUAACACCAACGGGGCCAACACGGCCACUUCACACCUGGAAGCAGUUUUCGCAGCUUCGUCGGCCGCGUUGUUUCCCCUUAUGACAACCUCAUUUCCCUUACGAUGAGCUUGACAUUUAAUGAUCGCAAGUUUCGUUGGCAACAUCAUUGCAGACAUUAACUCAUUUAUUUGAUUACCAUGUUGUAUUGGGCUGCCAUCUGUCUUCCUGAAUCCCCUCUGUCUCCACAGAGAACCGAACAGAUGACAUACACCAUGUGCAUACGCUGAGUCCGUGUAAAUAUUAGCCACUCUUCCCCGCGCUAAUUUACACGCUUCAGUCAGCGCUUUUAGUUCAGCCAACUGGGCUGAACAUGGUUGGACACAACUCUCAGCUUUCUCCGUCACAAACUCAUCAGCGUCUUGCCUCACCACAGCAAAACCUGCAUGGUUCCCCAGAUGGUCUCUGAAACAUGAACCGUCAACAUAAUAUGUUACAUCUUCGCCAAUCAGCGGAGUUGACUCGAGAUCGGGUCUCAGUUUUGUGUAUCUCAUUGUCUCGGCAAUACAUUCGUGAGGUUCUCCCUCAUUUUCCAGAGGAAUCACCAUUGCUGGAUUUGAGGUGGGACACUUCUUUAUUGUUACAUCUGGGUAGGUUAAAAGUGGCGUGUACUGCAAACAUCUUGCCUGAGUUACGACAAACUUCCCUUGGUUUAUUAACUCACUGAUUUUAUGAUGCGUGAAUAUGGUCACUGGAUACCCCAUGGUUAUCGAGGACGCCUUUUCGUACGCAAAAUGCACUGCAGCCAAACCUUGGUAGCAUGGUGGCCAUCCCUGGACUACAUUGUCUAGUUUAGUGCUGUAGUAUGCUAUUGGUUGUUUUUGUCGCCCACUACAGGUCUCUUGUAUCAAUACCGCUGUCGCGUACAUGUCUGCUCUGUUUGACACGUACAACGAAAAUGGUUUGUCAUAGUUUGGAGUGGCAAGACACGGCGCCCUCUGCAUUUCUUGCUUCAACGCCUCGAAUGCUGACAUUGCUCCACUUGUCCAUUUUAGCUGAGCUUUCAGUGAUUCGUUGCCUGCUUCUUUAAUCAUCCCUCUCAAGGGAGCCGUCUUCUCAGCAUAGUCUUCGAUCCAAUCAGAGCUGUAUCCCGUCAUUCCUAAGAAUGUCAUCAUCUGUUGCACUGUUCGUGGGCGCGGAGUUUUGCUCACACCUUCUACCUGCGAUGGAGAUAUCGCAAUGGUACCAUGUGAAAUAAUCCUUCCCAGGUAUUCGACUUGUGGUUUGCAGUACUGGAGUUUUGGUUUUGAGACUUUAUGUCCCCCCUCCGCCAGUCUCUGGAGUACUUUAACCGAGUCUCGAUGGCAGUCGUCCAACGAGGACGAACAGAUCAGCAGAUCAUCCACAUACUGUAUUAGCGUGCUAUUGAUUGCUAGAUCCUCUAGCUCUUGUUUGAGGACCUGGUUAAACACAUGUGGACUGUGCUUCAUACCCUGGGGGAUUCUUGUGUAUGUUAGCUUCCUUCCUCUGUACGUAAAUGCAAAUAGGUGUUGUGACUCCUCAGCUAAUGGGAUGCUAAAGAAUGCUGAGCACAGAUCAAUUACUGUGAAAAAUUUUGCAUCGGCCGGAACGUUAGUGAGGAGUGUGUGUGGAUUUGGCACGUCAGCUGGUAAAUCUUGUAUGAUGUCGUUUACAGUUCUCAAAUCAUGCACCAGCCGGUACUUAGAUUUGUCACUUUUAAGAACUGGAAAAAUUGGUGUGUUGCAUGUACUGUUUGUUUCAACUAGUACACCUGCUUUUAACAGUCCCUCUAUUGUCUUACUUAUGCCUGCUUCAGCUUCCGGUUUUAAUGGAUACUGCAUGCGGCAUGGUAAACACACAUUUGGCUUGAGCUCAAUUGCUACUGGAUUGGCCAAUUUAACGAGUCCCACAUCGGUGUCGUGCUUGGACCACAGGUGGUCCGGAACCCGUGUCGCCAUAUCCGUUAGGAGCCCAUUUGCGUCUCUGUCUUCCUCUGCAAGGACUGGCUGUGUGAUAACUUCAGGAAUGAUUAUCACCUGUGGUUUAGCUGUCAUUUCUGUUUGGCACUGAAUCUUCACCAUGUCCCCUUUCUUUGACACAGAGAUUAAUGGAUUGUCUGUUUCCUCCCAUUCUGCCUGAGUGGCUGUGCGCAUCAUUGGUCCCAGGUCUUUGGAUCUAAAACCUUCAUUUACCAACAACGUUAUGUGUGGCAUGGACUCGGGUACGUUGUACCACUGAGAAAUAAAUGGGUUAUUUUGCACGUCUAAAGCUGCACCUUGGUGUCCCACGAUGAUAGACUGUGACUUUAGAUCUACUUUUACGUUUUUAGUGUCUCUGUCCCAUUUCUCCUCAAAGGCUUUGCUUCCUGAUGUGUCAUAAUACAUGGUGCAGUGAUAAUCAGAGAAUGGUUCUGUGGCUUUCGGGAGUUGCGCCCGAAUGUAUUUCUCCCACUCCUGAAAUGAUUUUUGUACUGGCGCGGUGAUGCCACCCAGCCAAUACACUUUGGCACCCUCUAUCUGCGUGCACAUUUGUGUUGCUAACCCUGCACCGUCUAUAUACACCCCGAGUGGAGAACACCAGAUUUUGAUUUUUAGUUCACAUAAUGCAUCUCUUCCCAGCAGAUUGAUUGGAGUUUGAUCGGAUACCAGGAUUGGAAUUUUAAUUUCGUCUGUUUCUGUUGUUAUGCGCACUGGAAAUGUCAUAGGAAUUAACUGUUUCUUCCCCGAGAAUCCCACCGUCUUCACACAUUUGCCUGAGAGGGGGAGGUGCGUAGCAUGCUCAGGACUCACGCAUGUGUGUGUUGCUCCAGUGUCUACUAACAUGGGGGUUUGUUUAUCUUCAAUUUUUACAUUUAUCAUAGGUUCUGUAUCAGCUCCCACAAUGAUUACAGGCAACUGAUCCUCCCCCGUGGGAUUCUCUGGGCACCCCUAAUAUCCAUGGUUUGGACCCGCCCAAGGAUUGACUGGUCCUCCACCUCUUCGUUGCGCAGGCUGAGCUCCACGACCACGCCCUGCCCAGUCGGGGCCCGCUCGUGGAUUUGGGCACCCACGUGACAUAUGACCAAUCCUCCCGCAGUUCCAGCAGGCCUUUGGUUCCUGCCCCCCUCUUCCUCCUUGUCCGCCCCCCCUUCUUUGCAUUGGCUGUCUCGGCGGGCCAUAGUAGGGAGGCUCGGACGUUUGCUGUGGAUAUAUGUUAACAACUGGUGUUUGUUGAGGGGGCGUUGGUCCCGGUUGCGGAGUUGGGGGUGUGGUCUUCUGUGUGAUCUGCGCCGCCUGGCUCACUGCAUCCAUCACCACCGCACCCUGAGUUUUUGAUUUGGUUUUGUUUUGUAGUUCACCGAGCUGCAUCUGGGCCAGCUUCCUUUGUAAGUUUUUGUCUUGGUCUUUAUUGUUCUGCUCAUCUUUGCGAUAUUUCUCGACUGCAUGUGUUAUGUGAUCGCAAAAUUGCCUGUGCGGCAUUGACGUCAGUCCCACCACAUCCUCCAGUCUGCUGCGACAUGGGGUUGGCAGGGCAUCCACCACUGCAUUCCUGAACAGGAUAAUCAGCGUCGGGCUCUUGUCCACCUCCUCCUCUGUUUCCUGUUUCCAUCUUUUGAGCAUCUUGUUAAUGUAUGCAGUUGGGUUUUCGGUCUCUUGGAGCGGUUCCCCUUUCAAUGCUUUGGGGUCCGUUCGGGUUGGGUAUUCUUUGCGUAACGCCUGCCACAGUGUGGUGCGAUACGCGUUAAACUCUGUCCCAUCCGCUCUUGGGUCGAUCAUCCAUCCAUUAUCACUUUGUCGUAAGAUGUUAUUCAUUGUGGGGGCUCCAAAUGUUUGGGCCCACACGGCCUUGAUGUCUCCCAGAGCUAGCAGUUUUCAGAAGAUUCUAGGUUCGGCUCCUGGCUGGCUCGCCAAUUAUUUAGAAGAUGACCUCGGUGCAAAAGUGCAGAAAUGAACUACACGAAGACAGAAUCAAGCUGGCAGCCUCUCGGCGGGGUUUUUAUUCCGAUCACAGCAUCGAACAAUAGCUCAUGAGCAAUCGAACAGACAGAACCAAAAAACAGCCCAUCCACAUAUCUUUUAUAGUCCUCCAUUGACGUCAGGGACCUUAGUUUUAGCCAAAUGUGCGUGCGAAAGUCCCCUUCGUGACUUUCUCUGCCACUAUCUUUUGGAGCCAGAUUUCCUGUUAUUGCAAUUAAGCUACCAUGAGAGAGGGUCACCAUGACCUGAUAUGAAGUUUAUCCCAAUCUGACCACUCCACCCAUAUCCUGUUUUCUUGCCUCAUGGUAACCCCCAAAACAUCCAAACAUAUCUGUUAUUUUCCCCCACACUAUGCCUAUAGAUUGUUCUAGUCUCUGAAGCAGGAUGGAGUGGUCAAUUGUGUCAAAUGCUGCACUAAGAUCUAACAGGACUAGAACAGAGAGAAAACCACUGUCCGAGGCCAUGAGUAGGUCAUUUGACACCAUUUAUCAACCAUGUGUCUGUACAGAUGUAUUUUCUUAAUGAGUGUGUACGAACAUUCCCACGCAAAGUCUGGAAUUAGUCAACCAGUACUUGUUCUUAGGAACGUGAGUAAAUGGAAGCCCAACUCUGAGCAUGCUUACACACAAACCCUAGUGGUAGAACAGUGAAACUACAACUAGAACCCAUGAAAGCAGUCAAAGCGUUUAGUAAUCUCAAACUUCACACAUGUUCUCUGUUUCCUCUGUACAUAAAUUGAUCAAUUAGUUAUUGAUCAGACAUUUUGAAUGAUUGGUGUGACAAGCUAUAAAAUCAGCUGUGACAGGACAACCUCAAAAGACUGACAAGUACAAAUACAAGUAUCAUGGUUCUGUUUUGGACUAUUGGAGGACUUGGAGAAGCGUCUGCUCCUCCUCAGGGAGCGCAUUUUCUAAGAGCGUGCUGAUCUGUUCAGUGAGAACACAGAGUGGAUUCUCAGCAGGUACCGCUUCCCCAAAAACAUUCGAAUGGAUUUAUGAUCCGUGAUUUGCAACCCGUGUUGGAGCGAGAGACAUAACGCACCAAAGCCAUCCCAGUGACCAUCCAGCUCCUGUCCACCCUAACCCAAACAUUUCAGCCUGAGGUUGGAGACAUAUACGACAUUUCACAGCCAAUAUCCAGUUCCAAAACACACAUCACCAACAAGCCGAAAUAAAAUGAGGAUUUUACGCCAUCGCCGGAUUCCCAAACAUAAUUGGAGCCAUAGAUUUCACCAUAUCGUAAUAAAAGCACCUUCACGCAAUAAAUUCAGUUUAGUCAACAGGAAAGGAUUUCAUUCAAUCAAUGAUCAAUAAUCUGAGAUGCACAUAUGGAUCUGUUAAACAUUGUUGGAGGAAUGCAUGACUCCUUCAUUCUGCAGAACAGCUCUGUGAGUGUGCACCUCCAUGAUUUCAGCGAGGGGGAAAAAAUCCAUUCAGGCAUUUUUAUAGGGAUUGUUGAUACCAUAUAUGGUCAAUUGGAGGCGUUUCUGAAUGUAAAUGACCCUAACCAUGAACGAGCACGCUAGGAAAGAACAGGUGGAAUUUAUCAUCACAGAUUACUUACUAGCGUGUGUACAACUGGUGUCCCCAUGUUUGAGAAAUACAGAUUUUUUUGUUCUUUCACACAUUAGACAUUUCAUUCCUACGACAGAAUUUAGAACCUUUUCUACGCACCAUUGAUAAAUGAGGACCCUGGUCAGGACAGUUUUGAAGUGGGUCACUAAUACUCUUAUGGUAGUAGUAGUAGUAUAGAAGUACAGUAGUUAUCAGCUUUCAAGGAGGAUUUCAGGGGAAGAUGAUGAGAAUGAGUCAAAAUGAAGAGGAAAACCUAACAAGACUAAAUCCUCCUUCAGGCUGUGAAAGGGGGCAGAUUGGAGUCAGGUGGAACAGCUGGACACACAAGGUCCAGAGUACAAUUUGGAGGUCUUCACAGUCCAGUAAACUUGACCUGUUUAUAUGAGACAGGUGUGAGUAUUCACAGAGUAUUCACACAGGAGGUUUAAUUAAAGACUAAAAAGACUCAGUUCUCUCUCACUGAUCCUGGUCCAGGAUUUUCCUUUUCUUCUCUCUUCCUGACUUUUGUUCUUUUUUUCCUUAUCAGAUCGUGAAAACCAGUCCAUGCUGAUCACGUAAGUCCGAAACUGAACUGCUGUAACAGGUAGGGUAGGUAGGAAGGUUGAAUUUAUUGUCCCCGUGAGGAAAUUAAUUUGCAGUAAGUUAAAAACAUGCACAAAGACAGCAUACCUACACAGUUCCAUAAACUGUCCCAUAUAAAACAAAACAAAACAAAACAACUCAGAAAAGACAAUAUAAAAAUACUACUGUAUUGUACUUUGUUAAUUCAAAAAAGUAUUUCAAUAAAUAGUCUUUAAAUAAUGUAUUUGGGCUCAGACCAGCUGAACCAGUAUCUAAAAAUAAAAAAAGAAUAAAGCUGCCCACAAUCUAUUUUAGUUUAUUCAAUUGUAAAAUCACCUGUGGUACAAACGACCGCCUGGACCUGUUCUUGGUGAGGGCUGGGCACCAGUAUUUGCUGCCUGAGGGCAGCAGCUCAAACUCUCUAAGCAAGGGAUGUUUUGAGUCUGAGAGUAUUUUCUCCGCUUUGUCCAGGGCACAGGAUAGAUAAAUGUCCUGUAGGCUGUCCAGGGGAAUGCCUUGGAUUUUGCUCGCAACAGUGAUUAUUUUUCUGAGGGAGCUCUUUUGCGACUAUGUUAAAGCCUCGUACCAACAAACAAUACAAAAUGUCAGAGCGCUCUCAACAAAAGCACUGUAAAACACCCUCAGCAUGGUUUUGUCAACCUGGAGUGACACCAGUUUCUUCAGAAAGUAAAGUCUCUGUUGUCCCUUUAGAACAAAACACAACACCACUCACUGCAUGUCGCCCUAGUGCAGCGCCAACAUGAAGGCAGACAUGUCCCCCUCAUGUUCACCUGGAGAUUAGCUUAGCAUGACCAGCAGCUCCAAACCCUAACCCUUAUUUAUCAUCUCAAACUGUCAAAAUCUUUUUUUCAGCCUCUGACUGAAAGUCUGUAGCUGCUUUUACUGAGGAUUCGACAUGGCUCUGCAGUCAUGAAACAACCUGCUAGUUUUACCUUCGCAGAGAAUGCCUGACGCUAGCACUAAGCACCCAUUUAGCUAAUUUUUCUGCGAGUAGUCAAGGUCUCUGGAGAUUAAGAGCUGAGACUCAAAUCCAGUUCAUCCUGGUCUAACAAAGGAGUCCUCAGUGAAGGGCAUUAGAUGGUUUUCAAUCUUUCCUGUUUUCUGACUUUCAGUCAUUAUAAGAAGAGUCCAGUCUGUGAAGGUUCACCGUUUUAUCUGUAUCCUGUUGGUCUGCUUUGUCCUCUCAGUGGUGAGUCUGGAGCCGGAAAAACCGUCAACACAAAGAGAGUGAUCCAGUACUUCGCCAUCGUCGCUGCGCUGGGAGAAAAUAUCAAAAAGGGAGUGAGUUCAGACUGAAACUGACGUACAUGCAUGUCUGUGUGAGAUCCAGAACAGCCCAGAUCCUCAGUGACACCUGCUGGGGGGGGGGGGGGGGGGGGGGCGUCAGAGAGAGGAACAGCCUCUCACAGCUGCAGAGUCACUCUCUGCCCACAGAGGGGGAUGUUCCUGUGAGAUCGUGUUGCUGCUGAUUUGAAGAGAAGCUUUGAACAGAAGUAAAUGUUAAGUAUAACUUCACUCUGUCCAUGUGGACCCAGGGAUCUUUAGAGGACCAGAUCAUUGAGGCCAAUCCCGCCAUGGAGGCCUUUGGCAAUGCCAAGACCAUCCGCAAUGACAACUCCUCUCGAUUUGUGAGUUCAGACAGUCGUUAACUCUGCUAACGAGGCUGAAGCUGAGGACCACUGAAGUCUGAUUAACAUGUUUACGUGUUUUUAUGUCUCAGGGAAAGUUCAUCAGGAUUCAUUUUGGGCCGACAGGGAGGCUGGCGUCCGCUGACAUCGACAUCUGUGAGUCCCUCUGACCUUUGACCCUGUUUGUUCCUUAAUUUACUUGAACUCCUCAAACUGUGUUUAGAUGAUUUCAGCAAUGUAAUGAAACUAAAAAGUUGACCUCAAUACUGAGUCCAUGUUUCAGGUCCUGACUCUGCUUCUUAUUUGAUCAGAUCUUUUAGAAAAGUCCAGAGUCGUGUUUCAGCAGCCAGGAGAGAGAAGCUACCACAUCUACUACCAGAUUUUGUCAAAUCAAAAGCCAGAACUACAAGGUAACCCCACCCACCACUGCAACCUGUCCAAUCACAAGUCAGAACUAAGAAUGAACCCAAAUGACCUUCACCGACCAUUGUUAUCCAGGAUUACGAUCCUGUUUUUAAUCGUACGGUUCAUCAGGAGCUGCUCUGAAGUCCUUUGAGACGAUUGUUCUGAAGGCUGGAGAGACCAGGUCCUCGUGAUCCAAGCUAACACGUAUAAAAUGUUACACGAACGAUCAUCAGAAUAACACUGACAGACAAGAGAAACACGUUUCCACGGUGACCGUCAUUUUCUCUCUCCUUGUUGAAGAGUUCUUCUGCCCCCUUCUGGCCAAAAACAAGAUUACAUGUUUUUCUCUCUCUUCAGAAACACCAAAAGCUGUCUGCUCACAUGCCUUUAGCGGUAAAUCCAUAACGUAACCCCAUGUGUUGUUGUCUCGUGUUGCAGACAUGCUGCUGGUGACCACGAACCCCUACGAUUACCACUUCUGCUCUCAGGGUGACACCAAAGUGGAAGGGAUCGAUGAUGGAGAGGAGCUGAAGCUGACCGAUGUAGGAAGUUCACCCUGAACGCCCCACAUCCUGUUCAGUCUGCCCACAAGUAAAAUAAAACCAAUUUGUCUGUCCAUGCAGCACGCCAUGGACACACUGGGCUUCACGUCGGAGGAGAAGUACGGCUGCUAUAAGAUCGUGGGCGCCAUCAUGCACUUUGGGAACAUGAGGUUCAAGAAGAAGCAGAGAGAGGAGCAGGCCGAGGCCGACGGCACUGAGAGUAAGACACAGACAGGAGCGAGAAAAUAUACUCACGGAAAUAAGCAAAGAAAAAAAGGAGGGAAAACACAGAAAGUGAAACAAGAGUUAAAACAGGAAACACUGAAAACCGAACCAAGAAACCAAACACUGAAAGACAGGUAGAGAUGCCAGAAACAUAAAGAAUGAUACCACAGAAGAAGAGCAUCGGGAAAAAUAUGUAGAAAAUGAUACUAGAAGAUCUUAACAAACAGAAACUGAUUAUAAUAGAAAGUAAAGGAGAAUAGAAUAGCAAACAAUAGAAAAGCAUCGACUAGAAUAAAAUAAAGUGGAUUAAACUGAAUAAAAUUGAUCAUAACAGAAAAGACUAGAACAGAAUAGAUCAGAAUAGAAAACAAUAGAAUGGAUAAGAAUAGAUCAGAAGCGAUGGAUGGGAUGGGAAUUGAUAAGAUUUUACCGAUAUCUGAAUCCCCAAAGACAGCGCAUGCGUACGUUGUGUCAGUGGCUUUGCUUAGAAGUGAGCGGAGGGGCAGAGAGCAUUAAUGCUCUGCUCUAUUUUCUCGUCAAUGAAUACACGUUCAGGACAUUUUAUGAACUCCCCCAGACAGCCCCCCAAAAGUGGACAUGUCCAGGUAAAAGAAGACGUAUGGUCAUCCUAUCAUAUGUACCUUCAAUGCCGUGCUGAGACUGGGCAGCAGCAUCUGACAAACCAGUGUUCAACAGGUGUUGUGCCGUAGAAUGCCUCCCUGAUGGGGGCGCAGUUGAAACUACAUAACAAGGUGAAAUAAUCCAAUUUUUCUUACCAUUUGGUGGAUUUAAAAGCAUGUGACUUUAAUGAUUUCAUUCAGACUAUUCAGAUAAGCCGAAAAAAAUAGCCCUCUGAUUCAGAAUAUUUACUGUCCCGAAAAUAUAAUAUUCUCUACCUUGACAGCUUACUGUAGAGUUUAUACACCCAAGUACACCUCUAUAUGUGCAUUUUUGAGACACAUAAAAACAGAACGAAAGUUUGCUGCUCUAUUUGGCAUGUUGUUGUAAUCUAAUACUCUAUAUAUAUGAGAUCAUGUUUCUUCCACUUUAAGAAGCUAAUGAGCGGAUGGGAUGCAUUCUACGGCACAACACCGGAGGAGAGCAUGGUAUUCAUGACUCGUUAUAUUUGAUGCUGUGCCCCAUUGACAAAUAUUGAAGCAUGUUGCUGGUGUUUCCACCUUUGCAUGUUAUCGCUGCUCGACAAAUGUUGCACUGUUGUCAUCUUUCUUAGUAAAAUCAAGCCAUGCUUUAGAUCAUUCUGCCUACUUUUCCGAACCAUUCCGAACCGGUUCUCAACAAGAACCAGUUCUCGAUUCCCAUCCCUAAUCAGAACAGAAGAGAAUGGAAUAGAAUAGAACAGAAUUGAGAAUGGAGUUGAUUGUACAGUAUGAUGGGAGGACAGAUGAUGUUAUACGUUGAUGUUUUGUGUACUUAGGUGCAGAUAAGGCAGCAUAUCUGAUGGGUAUUAACCCUGCUGAGCUGAUGAAAGGUCUGCUGAACCCUCGGGUCAAAGUGGGGAACGAGUUCAUCGUGAAAGGACAGACAGUGGAGCAGGUAACCAUCAACAAUCACAUCAGUCACAGUCUGCCUGAUUUUCUGAGCUACAUUCAAGAUCGGCCCUGACUGUCCUUUCUAACGUGUGUUUGCAGGUGAACUAUGCAGUGGCAGCUCUGGCUAAAGCCACGUAUGAUCGCAUGUUUAAAUGGUUGGUGAGUCGUAUCAACUCGUCCUUAUACACCGCUCUGCCUCGCCAAUACUUCAUCGGAGUUCUAGACAUCGCUGGCUUUGAGAUCUUCGAGGUAAAUAGGAGCGAUUGACUGUAAAGAUAAUGUCAAGAUGCCUGGGAUUCUUUGUGUUUUUACAAACAAUCAAAUCAAGAUGCAACAAGGAGGCUCUGCUGUAAAAACCACAAAAAUGCUGUUUAUCUCUGUCUGCAGUUCAAUAACUUUGAGCAGUUGUGCAUCAACUUCACCAACGAGAAACUGCAGCAGUAUUUCAACCACCACAUGUUCAUCCUAGAGCAGGAGGAGUACAAGACCGAAGGCAUCGAAUGGACCUUUAUAGACUUUGGUUUGGACCUGCAGGCCUGCAUUAACCUCAUAGAAAGGGUGAGUUAGAUCACCAUCUUCUGAAAUCUGACCUUUGUGUCACGCAGUGUGAGUUAAUAAAGUCCUUGACAACUUUGAGAUCCCACAUUUUCCAACACACCAUGAAUCUGUUUCUGUUUCAGCCCAUGGGGAUUCUGUCCAUCAUGGAGGAGGAGUGUAUGUUUCCAAAGGCCACAGACCAGAGCUUUAAAACCAAACUCUAUGACAACCAUCUGGGGAAGUCGCCAAACUUCCAGCGGCCGCGACUGGACAAGAAGCGCAAAUAUGAAACGCACUUUGAGUUGGUUCACUAUGCUGGCGUGGUGAGGGUCAGCUGGUAGACUUACCUGUUGUGGGUUUUAAGGACUCAGUGAGGACUGACCGUGAAUCUGAGAUCUGAGUCAUGAAAAUGAUGACAGGCUGACAGCCUAACAUGGUUUUAAUAUAAGAGCAGCAUGUCCCUACAAUCUGACCUCAGAUAUUGAAGAGUGGUAAUCUGUGCUCUUAAAAAAGUGAAGUACUAAAAACUCCAGUUUACUGAGUGUCCACAAGAGAGUGUCUGCAGAAACCACAUACACACUUAUCAAACAAACAUGUUCACAGCCUGGUUCAGUACACACUUCAUAAGCUCCCUCUGUACCCCCUUUCCGAAGGCAUCAGCCAAUCAGAGGUAAGGCUGACUUGACUGACAGGCAGGCACCGUAGCUAUUUGUGAGGCAGCUCAAGUGUGCCCGCCCCUGAUUGGUUGGCCAAAGGCAGGUGGAGUCAGCAUUAUCAAUAUGGAGAGCACUGCUGCUGACGUCGUGACCAACACUGCGUCCAUUAGAUUGUCUACAUCCACAGAUCUGUCCAAAUAGGAAAUCUAGAAGAAGUCACAAUUCUCAGUUCUUCUCUGUCCACACAACAAAAACAACAUCAUCAACAACAACAACAACAACAAAAACAUCAUCAACAACAACAACAAAAACAACCAAAACAAACUCAGCAGUGGACACUGACUGUAGGAUUUUAACACUUUUCUUCUUCUAUAAAACAGAUUCACUACAUUUCACUGAACAAAAAUAAAAAGGAGAUGAACUGUCCUCUUGAUAUUACCAUUAUGACUAAUGUCAUGAGAAACUAUAGAGAAACUAUAGAGAAACAACGGAUUGUUUUCCUUUGGUGAAAGUAUUUAAUUUUUUUACAGUCCACUGACAAAAGUGACAGAAACGAGGUCUGCUUUUCUGCAUAUAAAAAUGAACUUCUUCAGUUCUCAGGAAUAUACUGAUAGAGAAACAAAGAGGUUUGAGUAAUGAGCUUUGAAGAACUCUAUGUUCUUCUCAGACCUGAUGUGACUGAAAUAAAGAAGGAUAGGACUCACAUCAAUCCUCACAUCUUUCUUUGUGUUAAGUUACAUCUUUGUAAAAACUAAACACACUAAAUUUUUGUAUGUAGGUGCCGUACAACAUCACGGGCUGGCUGGAUAAGAACAGAGAUCCUCUGAAUGAGACGGUGGUGGCGCUGUUUCAGAAGUCCUCGAACAAACUCAUGGCUGGACUCUUUGAGAACUACGUCAGCUCUGAGAUGGGUAACUAUCCAAACAAUCAGUGUCUGAAAGGAUUUGUCAAAACUGGAAUUAAAUAAGUUAUGCUGUUUUUUUUUAAUCAGCGAGUGACCCAAAGGCCGAGAACAGACAGAGAAAGAGGAAAGCAGCUUCUUUCCAGACUGUCUCACAGUUACACAAGGUGAGUUCCUCAUACCUGUCACCUCCAACCAAAGCUGUCGGAGCUUUUACACCUGAAUGACCUGUAUUCAUGAAUAAACAGUGUCAGAGAACGCUUGCUGUCAAAUACCACGCCGCUUUAGUUCAGGUGUUUGCAGGGAGCAGGGGGAUCAGGGUUAGAGGUCAGGCUGGAGAGGAAGUCUUCAUCUUGACGUGACAGCCUGCUCCUAUUUUGUGUUUGACUGCAGGAGAACCUGAACAAGCUGAUGGCGAACCUUCGCAGCACUCAGCCUCACUUUGUCCGCUGCAUCAUCCCCAACGAGAGCAAAAACCCAGGUAACCAAUCAAAAGCUGUGGCCUGAGGCCUGCUCCCCAGUUUACCACAAAAACAGACAAAGACCAGGUCCUCUGAGGGGGAAGGACUUUACCGGUACAACUAAAGUUUCCCACCGAACACACACUAGGUACUGAGUGCUUUUAACAGCCAGUAAAGUCGCCCCCUGCUGGACAUCAAAAAAAAUGCAGGAGCGAGGCACUCUCACAUUGACUAAUGAGCCAGGUCAGAGAACAAAUCUCUGACAUCUGACAUAAAUAAUGGAGGGAAAAAUGUCUUACCUUCACUCUGGUGUCUAAAACAGUCAAUUAUCAGUCAUCCAGCUCCAACAUGUUAAUAAUCCACCGAGAUUAUUCCUGUUUAUGUUCAGUAAUUUGUAGGUCAACCGUAAACCUUAUUUGGAGGCAUGUGGACAGACCGUGAACCAACUCAUUCACUUGAGUAUUCUUUUAUUCUUCACCCAGCAACAACCACAUAUACAAAGGUUCCUACCUUGUAUUGACUAUCACUACAUCCCCCUUUCUAAUUGGGAGUCUUUACCAGGGAGGAAUGCAAGAAGAACAUUCUGGAACUGUUACGCUGUUAGCUCUGCUCUUUUCACAAGCAUACUGUAACUGCUAGCUUGGAGAUUCAAGUAUUAUCAGAACAAGAAAUCACAAUCACUAAGAACACUUGUGAUUUCUCACUUAGUUUGUAGACAUUUUUCUGAAGUUAUAGAACACAAACCUUUUUCAGUGCUUCUCUAAACAUGCAUAGACAUACACAUCCCUUUUGUAUACAAAACAAAUCUUCUUGAGUUUAAACAACAUAAAACAUCACAAAAUCACAACACAACAAUCUUACAUUGUCUCUUUUCUUUUCUAUUUUUUUCGUGUGUGUGUGUGUGUGGUGAGUGCGUGUAUGAGUGCAUGAGUGAAUGUAUAAGGGAUGGGGUAGACUGCCCAAACCCUUCCACUCGAGUGAGGGGAUUAUUCUGCCCCGAAGUCACUCAGUGUAUGUUGUCAUGUCACAUAGUCUUGUAAGUGCACUGGGGUUUUCAUCAAUGGGAUCUCCAUUAAACUGUGGUGUGAUGUGAUGAGCUGCUGUGAAAGAUGUAGCUUUGUGAACACAGGUGCAUCUGUGUGGAUGAGAGGAGACAGGUGCGUCAAUGAGGAAGACUUUGGUGAAGUUUAUACAGUUAAUACCGAUGUUUACUUCAGAUCGCUGCUGUGUGUGUGUGUGUGUGUGUGUGUGCGUGUGUGAAACGUUGUGAAAGAUCCUCAGUGUGUGAGCCUCUCUACCAGUAGAGACUGAACAUCGUUUGUCCUGCUCGUUUGAGUGGCUGGGGCAAAAUAGUAGGGAACAUUUAUUGAAACUUUCCACGCUGUGCGUACAGCUUUCUGAUGAAGUCGGCUGUAAAUUGGUCUAUUUCCAACCGCUUGGGACUCUGCUACAUGUACUAAUAGCCAGUGAGCCCCCCGUCUUUCUGUCAAAGACCCAAACACAGAGUGAACCUGAAUCACUUACAUUUUGAGGAGGGGAGGACUCAAACCUUGGUGCUCUCCAGGUGUGAUGGAUCCCUUCCUGGUCCUCCACCAACUGAGGUGUAAUGGAGUCCUGGAGGGGAUCAGGAUCUGCAGGAAGGGCUUCCCCAAUCGUAUCUUCUAUGCUGAGUUCAAGCAGAGGUCAGUCCCAAACCAAACCAUUUCAGAAACACCAGUUCAGGUUCCAGCUGGGUCCAGAUCCGCUUCAGGUCUUCACCUGUUCUCUUUAUCUGUAGGUAUCGGAUCCUGAACCCUUAUGCCAUCCCAGAGGACUCCUUUGUGGACAGCAGGAAGGCUGUGGAGAAGCUCCUGGGCUCUCUGGACAUCGACCACUCUCAGUACAAAUUUGGACACUCAAAGGUCAGACUGAGGCGGCUGAAUCAGAGCUGUGGAUGGAGAGGAGGAUAGACCUUCAUCAGAUCCUCUUUCUCUUCCUCUCAGGUGUUCUUCAAAGCAGGUUUGCUGGGUCUGCUGGAGGACAUGAGGGACGCCCGGUUGUCUCAGAUCCUCACCAUCGUCCAGGCCAUGUCCAGAGGAAAACUGAUGAGGAUGGAGCGACAUAAGAUGAUGCUGCAGAGGUGGAUAUGCCCGUCAACACCAGAGCAGCAGAGAGCAGCAGGUGAUCCAACAUGUUCCUGUCUGUUCCUGCUUUCAGAGACGCUGUGAUGGUGAUCCAGUUCAACCUCAAGGCCUUCUUCUCUGUGAGGACUUGGCCAUGGAUGAUGCUCUUCUAUAAGCUCCGCCCCCUGCUCAGGAGUGCCCAGGUGGAGAAGGAGCUGGCUGCUCUCCAUGAAGAAUUCAAAAAACUGAAAGAAGCCUUUGACAGGUUCUUAUGCCUGUACAGGUGUCCUCAGAGAUUUAAGGGUUCAGGUUCAUAAAAACAUCCUGGAUCAUCUCUCUCUUUCUUUCGCUCUCUCCCUCUCUCUCUCUUUCUCUGUCUCUCUCCCUCUUUCUCUCUCUCUCUCUUAGGUCAGAAGCACGGCGUCUGGAGGCCGAGGAGCGGCAGGUGGUUUUGGUUCAGGAGAAAAAUGAUCUGGCUCUGCAGCUCCAAGCUGUGAGUCAAACUUCAGAAAUGAUCAUGCCAGCUGAUAUUCCAAACCUCUUUCUGAUCCAGAACCUCCUGAUCUCCAUCAUCAUCAACAACAAAAUAGCGGCGCUGCAAACAUCAUGAGCUUCUCAUAUCAUUCGAUGUCCUGCAUUGACUCUGAGAUUUACCACAGACUCUCAUUUUGAUCCUCCAGGAGCAGGACAACCUGACAGAUGCAGAAGAUCGCUGCAACCAGCUGAUUCAGUCCAAAAUCUCUCUGGAGUCAAAGCUGAAGGAGAUGCAGGAGCGUCUGGAGGAUGAGGAGGAGAUGAGCAUCAACCUGACGUCCAAGAAGCGUCAGCUGGAGGACGAGGUGGCCGCCCUGAAGAAAGAGGUGGAUGAUCUGGAGAUGACUCUGGCUAAAGUGGAGAAGGACAGGCAUGGAGUGGAGAACAAGGUGUGUCAGCAUGAAGCCAGGUGUUUUGUUUUGGAGCUUCAGAGGAUCUGACGAGGUUUAAGGUUUUUCUCUCUCUGCCCAGGUGAAGAACCUGUCCCAGGAGAUGUGUGCUCUGGAUGAAUCCAUUGCCUCUCUGACCAGAGAAAACAGCGCUCUGCAGGAAGCUCAUCAGCAGGCACUGAAUGACCUUCAGGCUCAGGUGGACAAGGUCAACAUGCUGGCCAAAGCUAAGACGCGGCUGGAGCAGCAAGUGGACAACGUAAGACUGCAAGACCUGCCUCUGUGCUGGUCUAUCUCAUGAGCUUUAUAAGUCUUACAGGUUUUCUGUCGACACACUGGAAACUCAAGUGGUCCCUCAAAAGGUUCCUGAGGGAAGUUUUUGCUGUUCCCUCAUAUUAGCCCAGAACGGUCCGUGUACUUAGCGGCCAUCCAUUUUCCGUGUUGAUAUGGGUAAACAAAGAACAGGAAACCAUCUGAUCUCCGAUUUUCGUUUGGGUGAAGGUAAAUGAAAAACGGGAAACAAGCCAUCUCCUGAUUUUCGUUUGGAGAUAAAAAAUCAAAAAACGGAAAACGAGCCUUUAUCUGAUUUUCUACUGGGGACAAGAGCCCCUCAGAGAGCACCUCCAUUUAACUAUGUCAGCUAACAUUAAUGAAUGUUAGCCAAAGUGACAUUAGCCCCCACAAACAUCAUCGUGUCAUGUUUACUCACCUGGAAAAUUCUGCAUAGUUUCUCCAAUGUUAAGUCUUCUUCUCAGAGACUCACCCGUCUCCCAGCACGAAAAAGUAUGUACUACAUCGACAUCGCUUGAACAGUUUGAGAAUAAAUGAGGCUGCAAGUGCGGCAAGCCAAUAAUAUCACUGGGGAGCAGUAAGACGCCGUAGUGUAGUUUCCAAAGCAAACCAAAGAAGCAGCAGGAGGAGGUCUUUCCGGGUUUAGGCAAAGCUGUUAGGAAUUACAGUCGUAUUUCAUUUCCCAACUUGUGUAAAAAUAAACCCAUAGCAGAAAAUAAAAUAAAGGUUUGUGUCCCAUUUUUCAUUUACCUUCACCCAAACGAAAAUCAGAGAUCGGAUGGUUUCCCAUUUUUCGUUUACCCAUGUUAACAUGAAAAAUGGAUAGCCGCUAAGUACACGAACCCAGAACCUUUUUUAAGGAUUCCUGGAAAAUUACAACUGCUGACAGAGACAAGAUUUACCUCUGAACCUAGGACUGGGCGAUGAUAUGAUCAUGAUUAAUGACUGUGAUAAUUUCAGUUCGAUCACGGUGAUCAGCUGUGAGCAUAUUUACUCGAUCAAACAUACUGGAAAUGUGCGUCACAAUAACCAAUCAGAGUCGAGCUUUUCCUGCUGACUUCUGUAAGUUGUCGGAGAGGUAAACAGGAAGCAAACAGAAUGACUGAACAUGGAGCUAAACGUGGAGCUGAGGGCAGCGAAAUAGAUGUCAGCCAUGACUUUGAGUCUUCCUCUAAAGAUGUUAUUGUUGAGAAGAAAAGUUAUUCAACAUCGGUUGUGAGGCGGUGGCUCGGGUUCGGGUGGUUCGGGUUUCUCCAAAGUUUUGUUAUUUACUUUGAAUGUUAAAAAAAUGUUGAACUAAAUUCUAGUUUCUUUAGUUUUUAGUACAGAUGCUUUAAAACUGGCAGUUUAAAAAAAUUGUGAUUAUAAUCGAGAUCGGACGAUAUGACAAAAUAUAUCAUGCUAAUGUUUUUUUCAGUCCCACCUGAACCUGUCUCUGUAGACUCCUUAAAGACUUUGUGAUGACUAAACCAAUAAAGGACCACCAGGAACUUCUCAGGAACUCCAGAGAGCAGCUGAGGAGAGCCAGAAGUCCUCUGUUUUGGUGAUUUUGAGAUUUCAGGCGCAGACUUAGGGCAGAUAAACCUGAACAUGGCGGGUCCUGAUAAACUAUAAAAGUGAGGUCCUCUCUCUCAGUUUCUGGUCCUGAUGGUGUUCCUCCUCUGGUAUCUGGCAGGUGGAGAGCUCCUUGGAGCAGGAGAAGAAGGUGAGAGCAGACCUGGAACGAGCUAAAAGGAAGCUGGAGGGGGAUCUGAAGCUGUCUGUGGACUCAGUGAAGGACCUAGAGAACCAAAAGGAAGGUCUGGAGGAGAGACUGAAAAAGUAAGGAGGGAAAAAACUGAAACAGGAAGUUCUGAUUAUUUUUGAGUUACUGACCAAAAUGAGGACUGAUCCAGACCUCCUCUUGUCUCCUGUCCCCCAAAGGAAAGACUUUGAGCUGGGUCAGAUCCAGGCCAAGAUGGAGGACGAACAGAGCAUAAACGCUCAGCUGCAGAAGAAGAUGAAGGAGCUUCAGGUGAGUCCAGAUCAAACCCGUCUGAUCUGGAUCCUUCCAAUCUGCUGCUGCUGCUAAACCUCUGUGCUGCGGUCGCUCCCUCAGACUCGUAUUGAGGAGCUGGAGGAAGCGCUGGAGGCAGAGCGAGCGUGGCGAAGCAAAGCUGAACGCCAGAGGAAUGACAUUGCCAGAGAGCUGGAGGACCUGGGAGAGAAACUGGAGGAGGCGGGAGGAGCGUCUGCUGCUCAGAUCGCUCUGAACAGGUGUGCACGUGCAACCACAUGAAGAAGAGUGAAACAGUGAAAAUGUGAAAAUAAAAGCAUGAAAAAGAUUGUUCAGUGAGAAAACCUGCUCUCUAAAGUACAAAACCCAAUUCCAUUGAAGUUGAGAAAUUGUGAUAAACGUAAAUAAAAACAGAAUGCAAUGAUUUGCAAAUCCUUUUCAACCUAUAUUCAAUGGAAUACACUACAAAGACAAGAUAUUUAAUGUUCAAAGUCAUAAACUUUAUUUUUUUUGGAAAUAAUAAUUAACUUUAGAAUUAUAUGGCUGCAAAAUGUGCCAAAGUAGUUGAGACAAGGGCAUGUUUACCACUGUGUUACAUCACCUUUCCUUUUAACAACACUCAAUAAAUGUUUGGGAACUGAGGAGACUCAUUGGUGAAGCUUUGAAGGUGGAAUUCUUUCCCAUUCUUGCUUGAUGUACAGCUUCAGUUGUUCAACAGUCCGGGGUCUCCGUUGUUGUAUUUUAUGCUUCAUAAUGCGCCACACAUCUUCAAAGGGAGACAGGUCUGGACUGCAGGCAGGCCAGUCCAGUACCUCUUUUACUACAAAGCUACGCUGUUGUAACACGUGCAGAAUGUGGCUUGGCAUUGUCUUGCUGAAAUAAGCAGGGGCUUCCAUGAAAAAGACAUUGCUUGGAUGGCAGCACAUGUUGCUCCAAAACCUGUAUGUACCGUUCAGCAUUAAUGUUGCAUUCACAGAUGUGUAAGUUACCCAUCUCUUGGGCACUAAUGCACCCCCAUACCAUCACAGAUGCUGGCUUUUGAACUUUGCGUUGAUAACAGUCGGGAUGGUUCUUUUCCUCUUUGGACUGGAGGACACAACGUCUAAUAUUUCCAAAAGCAAUUUGAAAUGUGGACUCGUCAGACCACAGAACACUUUUUGACUUUGCAUCAGUCCAUCUUAGAUGAGCUCGGGCCCAGAGAAGCUGGCGGCGUUUCUGGAUGUUGUUGAUAAAUGGCUUUCGCUUUGCAUAGUAGAGUUUUAACGUGCACUUACAGAUGUAGCAACAAACUGUAUUUACUGACAGUGGUUUUCUGAAGUGUUCCUGAGCCCAUGUGGUGAUAUUCUUUACACACUGAUGUCAGUUUUUGAUACAGUGCCGCCUGAGGGAUCAAACGUCACAGGCAUUCAAUGUUGGUUUCCGACCGUGCCGCUUACAUGCAGUGAUUUCUCUGAUCCUUUUGACGAUAUUAUGGACCGUAGAUGUUGAAACCCUUAAAUUCCUUGCAAUCAUACUUUGAGAAACUUUGUUCUAAAACUGUUGGACUAUUUGCCCACACAGUUUUUCACAAAGUGGUGAACCUCACCCCUUCCUUGCUUGUGAAUGACUGAGAAUUUUUGGGGAAGCUGCUUUUAUACCCAAUCAUGGCACCCACCUGUUCCCAAUUAGCCUGCUCACCUGUGGGAUGUUCCAAAUAGGAGUUUAAUGAGCAUUCCUCAAAUUUCUCAGUAUUUUUUGCAACCUUCCCCAACUACUUUGGCACGUGUUGCUGCCAUGAAAUUCUGAGUUAAUUAUUAUUUACCAAAAAAAAAAAGUUUAUGAGUUGGAACUUUAAAUAUGUUGUCAUUGUAGUGUAUUCAAUUGAAUAAAGGUUGAAAAGGAUUUGCAAAUCAUUGUAUUUCAUUUUUAUUUACAAUUUACUCAUCUUCCCAACUUCAUUGGAAUUUGGUUUUGUACUUCCUAACACUGGGUUAGUGAUACAGAUUUUUUUUAAAGUCAUAAUAAACAGAUUUUCUGUGAGAGUUACUGCUGUAAGCAGAGGUAGACUGGAGCACGGCUAAGGUCAACAUGUGUGUCCUGUCAGAAGCUGAGAAAAGACCGCUCUUAUAGGGAAAGGGUUAAAAUUGGUCAUCUUUGAAACAUCUAACUGAUGUUCUGAAUAUGAAACCAUGAUCAGAGAUGGUUCACCUGUCUGAGUACUUUUAUUAAACGUGAAUAUUAUCACCUGUUACACUUUUUUAACCCUUUCAGCUCCAAAACCAAAAGAAACCACACUUGUGUUUACUUUGUGACCACUCAUUGACUCCUUGUCUAACAGAAAGAGGGAGGCCGAUUUCUUAAAGGUACGCCGGGAGCUGGAGGAGGCGGGGCUUCACCAUGAGGUGACGGCCGCCGCACUCAGGAAGAAGCACUCUGACAUGGUGACUGAGCUGAGCGAGCAAAUCGACACUCUGCAGAGAACCAAACAGAAACUGGAGAAAGAAAAGGCAGAGUUUAGACUGGAGGCCGAAGACCUGACAUCGAACAUGGAGCAGCUGUCCAGAGCAAAGGUGGGGACCAUCAAGACCACGCCCACAAAACAAACCUAACAAGACCACACCCACAAAACAGACUUAAUAAUACCACGCCCAGAAAAACAGAAUUAAUAAGACCACGUCCACAAAACAGACUUAACAAGACCACGCCCACAAAACAAACCUAACAAGACCACACCCACAAAACAGACUUAAUAAUACCACGCCCAGAAAAACAGAAUUAAUAAGACCACGUCCACAAAACAGACUUAACAAGACCACGCCCACAAAACAAACCUAACAAGACCACACCCACAAAACAGACUUAAUAAUACCACGCCCAGAAAAACAGAAUUAAUAAGACCACGUCCACAAAACAGACUUAACAAGACCACGCCCACAAAACAAACCUAACAAGACCACGUCCACAAAACAGACUUAACAAGACCACACCCACAAAAAAAACCCUGAUUUAUCAACACCACACCCACAAAACAGACUUAAAAAGUCUACGCCCAGAAAAAAACACUUAUCAAGACCACGCCCACUUAACAGACUUAACAGGAUUACGCCCACAAAACAGACUUAACAAGACCAUGCCCACAAACAAACUUAACAAGACCACACCCACAAAACAGGCUUUAUAAGACCACGCCCGGGAAAACAAACCUAACAAGACCACACCCACAAAACAGACUUAAUAAGACCACACCCAGAAAAAAAAACCCUGAUUUAUCAACACCACACCCACAAAACAGACUUAAAAAGUCUACGCCCAGAAAAAAACACUUAUCAAGACCACGCCCACUAAACAGACUUAACAGGAUUACGCCCACAAAACAGACUUAAUAAGACCACGCCCACAAAACAGGCUUUAUAAGACCACGCCCGGAAAAACAGACUUAAUAAGAACACGCCCACAAUACAGACUUUACAAGACCACACCCACAGACCAGACUUAACAAGGCAUUGCCCACAAAACAGACUUUAAGGUCACAAAACAAAAUUAACAAGACCACACCCACAAAACAGACUUAAUAAGACCAUGCCCAGAAAAGCAGAGUUAAUAAGACCAUGGCCACAAAACAGACUUUACAAGACCACGCCCACAAAACAGACUUAACAAGACAACACCCACUAAACAGACUUAAUAAGAACACGCCCGAAAAAACAGACUUCAAAGGCCACACCUAUAAAACAGACUUAGCAAGACCACGCCCAGAAAAACAGAAUUAAGAAGACCAAGCCCACAAAACAGAUUUUUCAAGACCGUGCCCACAAAACAGACUUAUCUGAUCACAACUCGGGCAUGUUUAAAAAACUCUAUAAACAUCUAUAAAUCCCUGUAAAGGUCGAUUUCUUUUACAUCUUCAUCAUCACAAACAAGUCAAACAAGUCAGAUGAUUUUAUUUCUAUUAAAUUGUUUUUACCUGUCUAAGACACCACACCAAAGGUGGCUCCACUAUCAUGAAUCUGUAUGUGUGUGCAGGGAGCCGUGGAGAAGAUGUGUCGUGUUUAUGAGGACCAGCUGAAUGAGAGCAGGAGUAAAUCUGAAGAGCUGCAGAGACAACUGACUGAAGUGUGUGCUCAGAAAACCAGAGCUGUAGCUGAGACCGGUACGACACACACACACACACAAACACACACACACACACACGUAUUGAAGAAUAAAUUAAGGAGAAAUCGCUCUUCUGGAACUAUCUUUCUCAGAGAAAAGGAGAAAAAAAUCACCAGAAACAGAGAAAUACUGAAUCAAGAAUGUUUGUUAGAUUUCUCCUUCUUCUUCUCCUUUCUCGUCUUUCUUUCUUUUUCUUCAUUUUCUUCUUCCUCCCUUUCUAGUUCUUCUUCUUCUAUAACUCCUUUCUCUUAUUUUUCCCUUCUUCUUUUUCUGAUUCUACUCUUUCUUUUUUUCCUCUUCUUCUGACUAUUCCCUUUUUUUCUACCAGCUGAGUACAGCCGCCGUGUAGAGGAGCGGGACGCUCUUAUUGGUCAGCUCCAGCGCUCCAGGGCGGGGAUCUCCCAAAACUUUGAGGAUCUGAAGAAGCAGCUGGAGGAGGAGAGCAAAGUAAGACUGAAGAUCCUGAUUAGACCUCCUGAUGCUGGGUCAGGUCUGAGUCUGAGUCCCCCCCAUCAUGACCCCCCCCAUGUCUGACGGAAGGACAUCAGCUUCAGUUGUGAAGGACACACUCGAGUGUCUGAAUGUUUGUGUGUUUCAGGCUCGUGUCUCUCUGGCUCAUGCUGUUCAGUCGUCCCGUCAUGACUACAGUCUGCUGAAGGAGCAGCUGGAGGAGGAGCAGGAGGCCAAGGCGGAGCUGCAGAGGGCGCUGUCCAACGCCAACAGCCAGGUGAUCCAAUGGAGGGCCAAGUACGAGACGGACGCCGUCCUGAGGAUUGAGGAGCUGCAGGAGGCAAAGUAAGAGACGCUUAAGUAAAAAGGCUGCUGUGAGAAAAUCCAUGAAAAAACACAAGUUUAAAAAAUAAUCAAAAUCCAUGAAAAAUAUAUUUGAAAAAAAAAUUCAUGAAUUUAUUUUUAAAAAAGUAUACAAAAUUCAUGAAAAAAUAUAUGAAAAUAAACAAAAUCCAUGAAAAAAAAACAAAACAAAAAAAAUCCAUGAAAUAAUAUAAACAUUAAAAAAAUAAACAAAAUCCAUGAAGAAAAUAAUUUUGAGAAAUCAACAAAAUCCAUGAAAAUAUAUAUUUAAAAAAAAUCCAAGAAAAAAAUAAUUUAAAGAAUAUACAAAAUCCAUUGAAAAAUAAAUAAAAUCCAUGAAAAAAAAAAUAAAUAAAAAAUAAACAAAAUCCAUGAAAAAAUACAGUAAAAACAAAAUAGAGGAAAAAUAAAUAAAUUAAAAACAUAUAUAAAUUCCGUGAAAGUCUAUGACUGCUCUGAAGACGGAUAGACAGACAGAAAGACAGCUGGGCAGAACCUUAAGUCCUGCUGGGUCUUCAGGUUUUGGAGCUCUUCUUUCUCGUGGUUUUCCUUUGGAGAAUAUUUUAGGAUCAUUUCUUCACCGUAAAAAAAGCAGCAGCUGCUGUUGUGUUGUUCAGUCCUCAGUUGCGCUAAGUUGCUUUGAUAAUGAUGGUGGUUGACAGAUGCUAAAUAAUCUUCAUCAAGAGAACUGAGACAACGUAAUCAAACACACUCAGAUGCAGCAAUAAGAACGAGACAGUUGACCUCAUGAUUCAGUCUCCUCCUCAUGAAAGACGACGGUCCUAACCAGCUGCAGAAGAAGCUGCAGGUUUCACACCUGAACUGUUUGGAUGGAUGCGAGAAGAGUCCUUUUCCAGUUAUGGAGGCAGAAACCUCCUUGUGUUUGUGUUUGUAUACAGGAAGAAGUUGGUGGUCAAACUUCAGACAGCUGAGGAGGCCGUGGAGACUUCUCAGGCCAAAUGUUCAUCUCUGGAGAAGAGCAAACUGCAUCUGCAGACUGAAAUUGAAGACCUGGUUGUUGAGUUAGAGCGAGCAAACUCUGCCACUCUAGCUCUGGAGAAGAAGCAACGUAACAUUGACAAGGUGGGUCAGAACGAGGAGGAAAGAGUGGACACAGAGCAGGAACUUCUCUGGAACCUUUGACAUGAGGAAUAACACUGUCCUCCUCCUUGUUGUUGUUCGGUGCAGCUGUUAGGAGACUGGAAGCUAAAGUUUGAGGAGAGUCAGGCAGAGCUGGAGGCGUCACAGAGAGAGUCGCGCAGUCUCAGCACCGAGCUCUUCAAACUGAAAAAUUCCUACGAAGAAGCUCUGGACCACCUGGAGACGGUCAAACGAGAAAACAAGAACCUGCAUGGUAACCCCCGUUCCCCAGUCUGUCCUCACACCACGAAAUGCGAUGCAUCUAUAUGUACAUCUAUGUGUGUGUGUAUAUAUAUAUAUAUAUAUAUAUAUAUAUAUAUGUAUAUAUGUAUAUAUGUAUAAUGUAUGUAUAUAUGUGUGUGUGUACACACACACACACACACACACACACACACACACACACACACACACACAUAUAUAUAUAUAUAUAUAUAUAUAUGUGUGUGUGUAUAUAUAUAUAUUAUAUAUAUGUAUAUAUAUAUAUAUUUAUAUAUAUUUGUAUAUACAUUUGUAUAUACAUAUUUAUAUGUAUCUAUAUCAGGCACUUGUUUUUAUUGUUUUAUAUCAAAGAUUUAUUUUCAGGCUUUUAGGAGACAGGAGGACAGAGAGAGACAGACACUCAGAACAGUGUUGAGACCAAACACGGAGAGUCGUUUUUUAACCUCAUUAGAUAACCCAAAGUCUUUUUUAUCUGCUCCAUAAUGAUAUAAAUAACAAUGACAUUCAUAUUAAUAAAAGCAAUACUACUACUACGACGACUACUACUAAUACUACUACUAAUAAUAAUAAUAAUAAUAAUGAGAAAAUUCCUGUUGGAAAUUUGAAAGGGCCACACAUGUGAACAUUAUGAUGAUUUAUAAUAUAAUGUAAUAUGAGUUCUUCUUUUAGGUUUACAUAUAUAAAAAAAAGGAGCAGUAGACAUCUGAAAAACUCCAAGAAUCAGUAAUUGCUCUUUUUUUUUACCUUAAAAAAUUUCUGUAGUUUUUCACAAUCCAAAAAAUUCAAAUAGAAAAAAAAAAAAAAAAAACUGCAGUUCCUCAAGUGUCCCCUAGAGGCCUAACCAAACCCCCAAACACAUCAGUCAGGGUCGACUGAAGGUCAAACGCAUCAGGGUCGACUGUGGGUCAAACAUGUCAGGGUGAACUGAGGAUGGGUGUAGUUGUCAGUCAAGUGGGUCCUGGUCUGUUUCAGUUCCUCCUCUUUGAACCUGUCAGGUUAAAUCAGCUUCUUCAUAUGUCGACUCACCAUCUUUGGGUUUCAUGACGCCCCAACAGAAACCAAGACUGUGUCCAUGUUUCAGGCUCUCAGGGACCAACUGGUGUUUGGGUUCCAGCGUCCUCAUACACAAUCACUUUCAAGGCCAAUGAUCUGAGCUCAACAUGCAGACGAGAGAUUUAGACCAAGUCUAGGAUCAGGGAUGGUUCAUUCAGCCUCAGUCAUCAGACAUCUACUUUGAACAUCGGAGUCCCGGUCUCAUUCAGGGUUCAGAUCCUCUAUAACUUAGGCUAUGUUCACACUGCAGGUCAGUUCCGAUUUUUUAACCAUAUGUGACACAUAUCUGAUUUUUUCAUCUAAGUGUGAACAGUGCAAUUCUGAUUUUUUCAAAUCCAACCCAGGCCUCUUUUGUAUGUGGAUAUAAAUUGGAUAUGUACCGAUGUGACUGCAGUGUGGACGCUCAGGUCGCAUUCAUCCGACCUAUACGUCAUCAGUAUGCGACCAACGUCACCAUUGUUCAACAACACGUCAUGCUUUGUGCCCAUGCGGGUCACUUCACGGACAUAUUCCGUUCACAUAAGAUGCCGCAUUUGUUGUUGUAAUGUGAACGAUCGGGUUGGGUAUCGAGAAUCGAGUAUCGAUGGGGACCGGGACAGAUAAGUGAAACCAUAAAUUACUUCUGUCCUCUGCUAACUUUGAAGCAGACAAAUUGUACUGUGUACGGUGAGUAAACUUAAAUAUCCAACUAACGUUAGCCCUUGCACUUUUUCAUAGACAAACGACCUGACAACAAAAAUUGAUAUUUAUAUACUGGUUGAAAAUAGCCUUGUGAGAAAUUCAAAAUAAAGUUCUUAAAAAGUUAAUAUGAUUUAAAAAUACAUGGAGAAGUUCAGAAAUUUCAUCCAAAAAGAAGAGCUCCGGUUAGCGCCCUCAUUCAAAGCAUGCUUUUUUUUUUUUUUUUUUUUUUUGAUAUCCUGCCUUUUAAAAGAAUCGAAAUAGAGAAUGGAUAGGAAUCAGAAUCGAAAUGAGGAAUCGAAAUGGAAAUCGGAAUCUUUCAAAAUCAAAGGAUACCCAACCCUAGUGAAUGACCGCACAAAAAGAUCGGAUUUAACAAAAAAUCCGAAUUGUCCAUCAUAACCUACAGUGUGAACGUAGCCUCAAUAUCUAGUCUCAUUGGAUUUGGGCGGGGUUUAAGGAUGUGUACCUAAGAUCUGUCUCCAAACUCUUCAAACAGACGAGAUCCUGGACCUGACGGAUCAGAUCAGCCUGGGCGGUAAAACCAUCCAUGAGCUGGAGAGGACCAGGAAAAUCCUGGACAUCGAGAAGAGCGACAUCCGAGCAGCUCUGGAGGAAGCUGAGGUAAAAAACUUAAACUGCUGCAGACUCACCUGUCAGACCUUCACCUUCUAAUCCACCUCAAACCGGUCUCCGUCUGUCAGGGCACUCUGGAGCACGAGGAGGGGAAAACUCUGAGGUUUCAGGUGGAGCUGCAGCAGAUGAGGACGGAGAUUGAGAGGAAGAUUGCAGAGAAAGACGAGGAGAUCGAAAACCUCAGGUAUGAACUCAGACAGACGAUUAAAGGUGCGAGUUACCAUAGCAACGAACCGGCCAGUGAGGGACAAACAAAGUUUCAAUCUGUUUAAAAUAAUAAAAAAAAAACAAUACCAAAACUGUCCACCAGGCGGAGCCAUCAACGAUCUCUGGAGACCAUGCAGGCCAGUUUGGAGGCGGAGGUUCGCAGCCGCAGUGAGGCGGUCCGACUGAGGAAGAAGAUGGAGUCAGACCUGAAUGAGAUGGAGGUCCAGCUGGGACACGCCAACAGGCAGGCGGCCGAGAACCAGAAGCUCAUCAGAUACCUGCAGACCCAGGUGGACCUAGCUUAGCUUCAAUCUUGGAUCUAAAGAUGGUUGGACAGGUGUCUUCUCAGAGCUGAGGAACCUUUGGAUGAAGUUUGCUGAUGUUCUCAGUCUGUAGCCAGGCUAAUAGCAGAUGGCUAACUCUAACUUUAGCUUGCAAAUUACAUGGUGCUUCACAGUUAACUCGGCGUGACUGAGACCAGCACAGCGGGGAACAUCGUGAAAUGGGUUGAACUGAAACUUGUUGAUUUAUUGUGUAUUUCACUAACUUGUUUAUUUACCGUUGAGGCGGACCACUCUCCUCCGUGCAUCUUAGCUGCCUACUUCAGAUCCGUCGCUCUGCUGUGCUGUGAGGUAGUUAGUGGAUGAAGAUUGUCAUGAGUUUGCUGCGCCACCUACAGGAAAAGUGGUGAACUUUUCAAAUGGCGAACAUUUUUGAAGUGAAACUGAGUCUUAUUCUUUGCGUUUUAUUUCUGAAAAUAUUGGCGAAAAUCAGCGAGUUUUGGCCGAUUAUCAAUUAGUCUCAAACGGGCUAAACUUGUCGGCUUGCCGAUAAAUCAGUCGGGCCCUAAUUGAUAUCUAUGCCAUUAUCUAUUCUACUUAUCAAUUCAAUUCUUUAAUGAUUCCCUUAUCAAUGCUUUUCUUUGAUUUAAAAAUAGUAGACUUAAAGGUUUUCACCGUUAACUCAAAAUAACAGAAAUGAUGCAUGCCACCUUUAGUGAGAGUCUAAAAAAAAUAAUAAUCAAACGACAAACUAUUUGCACAGCAUUUACUUUGGUAAGUAUUAAGUCAAAUUAGGGUGACCAUAUUCUGGAUCCUCACAAAGAGGACACUACUAUGCGGAGUGGAGUUGUGCGCAAAAUUUUGAGCCACGCUUUAGCUCAUUUCUGCCGACUUUUCGUACCGUCUGCCAUGUUUUUUCCUCUGUCCAUGUUUUCGUUAGCGUAGACUGGCACUCGCAAGACUGUUUUUAAACGCACCCGCAAGAAAGGAAUUGUUGAUGGAUUGAACCAUUUGAAACCAGUUCUCAACAAGAACCGGUUCUUGAUUCCCAUCCCUAACCAGACUAGACAGUAACCCUCUGAACCAAAACUGUUCCAUCUCUGACGUCACUGUGUCCUGUACUCUGAUAGGUCAAAGAGCAGCAGGUGGAGCUGGAGGAUAAAGUCCAGCAGACCAAUCAGCUGAGAGAACAGAUUGUUCUGUUGGAGAGACGCUGUUCUCUGAUGAUGGCUGAGGAGGAGGAGCUCCGUGGCGUUCUGGAACAAACAGACCGCAUUCGCAAGGUGGCCGAACACGAGCUGGUGGAGGUGUCAGAGAGAGCCAACCUGCUCGCCACACAGGUAACCAUGACCUCUGAUUGGAUGGGUCAUAAGCAAUUACAAUCAGAGCUGGGCACAGGUGAUACAAGGCUCACUGCCAACCUGUUAACUAAGAUAACGGUAUCAGUCCGGUCCAAGUCUGCUGGUCCACUGGAGAACUGAUCAGAACCAUCAUGGGUCCAAAAAGGUCCUCAUAAAAACUACAAAGGCGGAGUUUGUGAUCCAUCAGAGCGGGUUUGAUCCUCCUACCUCCUCAGGUGACCUACCUGAGUGUAGGCUUUCCUGACCGGGUCAUUUGGACCAGCAGGUUCUGACUCAGUCACAGUGUGAUUAAUGAGCUGGACCAUCAUCAUCAUCCUGAUCUGAGCUCAGCGUAGAACCUGUCUGCUGACAUGACAAUAAAUAAACAAUGAUAAAAAGACAAUCAGUGAUUUGAGAGUGAAUCUGAUGAUUAACAAUGAAUGGAUUAAUGAUUGACGAUGCAUGGAUUAAUGAUUACCAAUAAACGGAUUAAUGAUUAACAAUGAACGGAUUAAUGAUUAAUGAUGAAUGGAUUAAUGAUUAACGAUGAAUGGAUAAUUGAUGAAUGGAUUAAUGAACGUUCAGUUCGUAUUAUAAUCUGGUACUUCAUCAUUUCCUAUUGAUUGGAUUAAAUCUGAUCAACACAGACACUGAGUGUUGAGAUCAAUAAUCUCUAUAAUGUAAAAAAUAAUCAAUUAAACUCACUGUUGAAGUUUGGGUUUGAUUGACUUAUUGAUCAAUAACCUGAUUGGUUUUUCCUCUUCACAGUCUUUUUUGAAUACUUAUUAAUAGAUUAAUUGAUUGACUGUUUUCAUGUGUUAUUUUAUGACUCUCUGACUCGUUCGUCUCUGAUUGAUUAUUGAUUUAUUGUUUUUUAUUAUUGGACUGAUCAGAUUUACUGACUUGUUGUAAACUGAUGGCUGUACUAAUGUAUUAAACUGUUAAACUGUGUUAAACUUAGGGCUGGCUGAUUAUUGAUGAUUGAUUGGUAGAACACAGGUCUGGUGAGCACCAAGAGGAAGCUGGAGGCCGAUCUGUCUCUGCUGAGCGGGGAGGUGGACGAGGCUGUGCAGGAGAGUCACAUCGCCGGGGAGAAAGCCAAGAAGGCCAUCACUGAUGUGAGUCCUGACCUCUGACCCCUGACCUCUGACUAAUCCAAACCACAGAGAUGACGAUUUUAUUGAUCUGUCACAGAGUUCGAUAGUCAACUCACAUAACGAUGAAAAUGAAACCUCAGUGAGAGUCGAAAAAGCUUUCUUUACAUUUUCAUGAGGGUAACAGUCCAGGUCUAAACUGGUCCAAUCAGAUUUAAUCUGGUCUCAUCUGGUCUAAUCAGGUUUAAUCUGGUCCAAUUAUAGACUGUUCAUAAUAUGGACCACUUGGUUCCGUCUACCGCCUGUAUACAGAUUUGAAGCCAAAUAGCUCUCGGUAAGUAAGUCCAUGCAGAGUCAAUCUGGAGGAAUCUGAUGGUGUUUGUUUCUGAUCAGGCGGCUCUGAUGGCCGAGGAGCUGAAGAAGGAGCAGGAGAGCAGCAGCAUGUUGGAGAGGAUGAAGAAGAACAUGAUCUCCACCGUUAAAGGUACGACACUGAAGACCCAGAAGGUCCAUGAUGAAGAGCUGACCUGCAGAGAUGAUUCCAGUUUUCUCUCUGUUCUUCAGAGCUGCAGAUCAAACUGGACGAGACAGAGCAGAUGGCUCUGAAGGGAGGAAAGAAACAACUCCACAAACUGGAGACCAGAGUGAGUAAAACUGAGAACAAAAGACAAAAGACAGAAACAGGACAUAACCGAGCAGAAGGUAAGACAUCCUCCCAUCUGUGAACAGGUGAGAGAGCUGCAGACCGAGCUGAUAGUAGAGCAGAAGAAGAGUGAAGAGUACCAGAAAGGAGUCCGCCGCUACGAAAGGAGGUGCAAGGAGCUCCUGUAUCAGGUCUGACCACUGAGACAGUCCAAAGACUUUAAAGUGUGUCUCUGUCCUCAUCUGUCCUCUCUCUGUCCUCUCUCUCUCUGUCUCUCUCUAUCUCUCUUUCUUUCUCUCCCUCUCUGUCUUCUAUCUCUCUGUCUCUAUUCUAUCUCUCUAUCCCCCCCCUCCCGUCCUCUCUCUGUCUCUCUCUCCCCCUCUCUCUCUCUCUGUCCUCUCUGACAAUCUUUCCUGCUGGGGGUCAGUGUCUGGAGACCCUGGGGAAGAAGGUGGCAUACCAUCUGCGUGUCAAGGUCUCCAAUCUCUGCUCUCUGGUGGGGGUUAGGGUGUCGAGGUGGACGGAGUUGUUUGGCAGGGGUUGGUCCCCGCGGGGCUGUUGGUGGUCCCUGUACAAACCCCUCGUUGAUAAAUGGGUGGGGGACCUACAGUGGAGGAUCGUACAUGGGGCCAUAGAUGCAAACAGGUAUCUGGCACACCUCAACCCCGACUGAGGAUGUGGUGCUGAUGCUGACUGGGAUGCUGGCCGCUCGCCUCAGAGUGGAGUUCCAGUUUUACAGACUGACUAAUACGACCGACACCUUUGUGAAAUUAUGGGGUGUGCGGGCGUUCUGUGUUCGGUCAUGGAGAACUCUUUGGUUUUAAAUUUCUGAGAGUCGACGAUUGUGUUUGGCUUUAAUAUUUAAUAACGACAAAAGUAACUUGGACGACUGGUUUCGUACAGUUUUUUUUUUUUUUUGUGGUUGUUGUUUUUUGUUGUGGACGCGAUCCGCUUUUUUUGAAAUAAAAAAAAUCUCUGUCCUCUCUUUCUCUCUCUAUCUGUCUCUUUCUCUCUCUAUCUCUUUCUCUCUCUCUCUCUCUCUCUAUCUUUCUCUCUCUCUCUCUCUCUCUCUCUUUCUGUCUCUCUGUCUGUCCUUUCUGUUCUCUCUCUGUCCUCUGUCCCUGUCUCCCUCUCUGUCCUCUCUUUCUUUCUCUGUCCUUUCUUUGUCUGUCCUCCCUCUCUCUAUCUCUCUGUCCUCUCUCUCCCUCUCUCUCUGCCCCCCCCCGUCUCUCUCUGUCCUCUCUUUGUCCCCCCUUUUCUCUCUUUCCUCUCUCUCUCUCUCUCUCUCUCUCUCUCUCUCUCUCUCUCUCUCUCUCUCUCACAGAUGGCCUGUGAGUGAGGAGCUGAAAGUGAAUCGAUUUUUGAUUAAACUUUUUUGUAACUUUGUUUCUUUUCUUCUACUAUCGUCACUUUAUUGAAUGAUCAUUGUUUGUAUUAUUUGUUGAUAACUUUUGGUCAAACAGUUUAGUGGUAUUUGUGUGUUUUUCGUGCCUCAUGGCGAGGAUGGCGUCCUCUGAGACGCCACCUCCGCCAGCGUCCCUGAGACAUGGCGUGAGGCUGGUGCCACCGCCGGCCUCCUGUUGGCUGUGGGAGACCAGCCACUCCAGCACUCCUGUGCUGGAGUGGCUGUUUUAUUCUCCCCCUCCUUACCUGUAAAUAUUUUAGCCAGCUCAAGAGAUCAUGGCGGGCAGAGCUUUGAUGGUGAAGGUGGAUAUUCUAGGGUUUGCUUUAACUUUCUUUUAAUAUCUAUGCACCCAAUCAAAGCUCUGAACGUUUAGUUUUGUUUAAUUUAUUGAAAAACAGUUUAGGGAACUGCAGCAGUCAGGAAGAGUGCAUUAUAAUGGGAGGGGAUUGGAACUGCUGUACGGAUGGCACCUUAGACAGGAUAGGGCAGGAGCUCCAGUCCCUAUCAUCCUCUCUCCUGGCUCAGAUGUUGACAGAGUUUAACCUCGUCAACAUCUGGAGGUUAAAACAUUCCUCAGCUAAACAGUACACCUGGGUGAGAGUCUCUGACGGCAUGGUUAGUGCAGCCAGACUCGACAGGUUUUAUAUGUCCUCUUCUUUUAUCACUCGUGCAGCCAGGUGUCAGAUUCAUCCUGUUGGCUUCACAGACCAUCACUUGGUCUUAUUGGAAAUGGUUUUAACCUCUCCUGGAAAGUCCAGGUCAGUCUGGCAUUUUAACGUUAAGCUUUUACAUGAUUUUAACUUUUGUAAUAAUUUUAAAUUGUUUUGGGCUGAAUGGAGGUCCAGGAAGGAGGAUUUCCCCUCUCUAGGUCAGUGGUGGGAGGUAGGAAAGGGACAGAUCAGGGUGUUCUGCCAGCAGUACACCGCCUACUCCACUGCUGACGUCCGAAGGGCCAUGGACCAACUGGAGGCAGAGAUCGGGGAGCUGGAGGGUGUGCCUGUGGGGAACCCUGAGCAGCUGCUCUCCAAAAAACAGCAGCUGAACUCUUUCCUCCUGGAGAAAGCCAAAGGAGCCCUGGUCCGAGCCCGCUUCACCGCCAUCAAGGACAUUGAUGCACCAACAACCUUCUUUUUUAACCUGGAGAAGUCAGAAGGCCAAAAGAAACAGAUGGUGUGUCUCUGUCUGCCUGAUGGGGGGUUAACCUCAGACCCCGCUGAGAUGAGGAGGCAUGCAGUGUCCUUUUACUCUGAGCUGUUUCGAGCGGAACAUUGUGAUGGAGAGGCUGCAGCUGAACUCCUACAGGACCUUCCUCAGCUGAGCCCAGCAGAACGGGACGCCCUGAACCUCGAUAUCACCAUGGAGGAGCUAACCUCUGCGGUGACACACAUGGCCUCAGGCAAAGCACCGGGUAUGGACGGGUUACCAGCUGAUUUUUACAAACACUUUUGGAGUACCCUGGGACAAGAUCUUCUGGACGUGUUUCGGGAGUCUUUCCAGAGGGGAACUCUUCCAGCUUCCUGCAGGCGCACAGUAAUAUCGCUGCUACCCAAAAAGGGGGACCUCACCCUGUUGAAAAACUGGAGACCAGUGGCCCUGUUAUGUAGCGACUAUAAAAUAUUGUCGAAGGUUUUAGCUAAUAGACUGAAGGUUUUUAUGGAUGUUUUUAUUGGUGCUGAUCAGUCCUACUGUGUCCCUGACAGAUCCAUCCUGGACAAUCUGUUUUUAAUGAGAGACAUUUUUGAUGUGUGUAGACUUCAUAAUCUAAAGACUGGUUUACUCUCUAUUGACCAGGAGAAGGCCUUCGAUCGUGUUGAUCACUCCUUUUUAUUUUCCACACUGCAGGCCUUUGGUGUUGGGGAGCACUUCUUGUCCUGGGUGAAGCUGUUGUACACUGGUGCAUGUUGUGUGGUUAAAGUGGGGAGUGGGCUAAGCAGUCCUGUACCAGUGAGCAGAGGCAUCAGGCAGGGCUGCCCCCUCUCUGGUCAGCUGUACAGUGUGGCCAUUGAGCCUCUUCUUUGUCAGCUCAGGAGGUGGUUGAGGGGCUUAUGUCUGCCUGAACCGGCACAGAGCCGGCCUUUGAUUGUGACAGCCUAUGCUGACGAUGUGAAUGUUUUUGUUCAGGGCCAGGAAGAUGUCCAGGAACUUAAGCAUUGCCUGGAUCUGUAUGAGAGGGCUGCAUCAGCCAAAGUCAACUGGGAGAAGAGUGAGGCAUGUUUAGUCGGCCACUGGAGUGCAGGAAGCACCCCUAGUCUUCCUGGUGGCCUUAGGUGGGGUAGCAGAGGGCUCAAGGUCUUGGGAGUGUAUUUGGGGAGUGAGGAAAUUACUGCUAAAAACUGGGAGGGAGUGCUGGAAAAGGUAAAAGCCAAGUUAUCUAAAUGGAAAUGGUUGCUACCUCAGAUGUCUUACAGGGGAAGAGCUCUGAUUGUCAAUAACCUGGUGGCCUCGUCUCUGCGGCACAGACUCCAAGUGCUGAACCCUCCACCAAGCCCCGUGGGACAGCUGCAGUGACUCCUGGUGGACUUUUUCUGGUCUGGUCACCAUUGGCUACGAGCGUCAGCCCUGUACCUUCCUGUGGCAGAGGGGGGAUAGAUAUCACCUCUAAGACUGCUGCCUUCAGGCUUCAGGCAGCCCGACAGUUUCUGUAUGGACUUUCUAACUGCUGGACGGAUGUAGCUCGGCUGCUGCCCCGGAAGGCUGGGUGGCUUCGCUUUGACAAACAGCUGUUUCUUCUGAAGCCCCCUGCUCUCACCUUCACUGAACUGACACCUUUCUACAGCUUUGUGUUUGUUGCGUGGAGGACGCUUGUUUCCACUUGACCAUCUGACCCCAAGCCUGGGAUGUGGCUGUUUGAGGAGCCACUUUUUGACACCAUGUUUUCAUCCAACACCCUGAAAAGUGUCUUCACUGAAGCUGGAGUCGUUAAGCUUGGACAUCUUACAAGAACACCUGUAGAGAGUCUGGCUGACAUGACCGGUAUACGAUCAACCAGAGUGCUGCAGAACCUGGUGAAGGAGGUGUGGCAGUCUCUGUCGGGGCCCCUCCGGACUUCUGCUCAGAGUCGGGGUCUGGCUGAACAUUGGAGGGAGGGCCAAGACUAUAUCUUCCCCUCCCUGAGUGUGAGUCCUGCGGUGGGAGAAUGGAGGGAGGAGAGUGGACUGUUGCUGUCCUUAAAGAGACCAGUACUGGGAGCCUUCAGCGCCUGCACGGGGAAGCAGCUGUACCUCAGCUGUGUGAAGGUACUGAACCUGCGCUCCCUGACGGGAGUCAGAGAGUCGAGGUGGACAGAGGUUUUUGGCACAGACUUUUCCCCUAAUGGCAGCUGGAGGGUCCUGUAUAAGCCUCCUGUUGAGAAACGCAUGGCGGAUCUCCAAUGGAGGAUCAUACAUGGAAUGAUAGCCACAAACGGGUACAGAGCUCACCUUGAUCCGGGCACUGGAGAGGGAUGUCCCUUCUGCUCGCAGUCAGAGACUGUAGAGCACCUGGUGCUGUCCUGUACCAGACUGGCAGCUCUUUUUAAAGUGGUGCAGGAGUGGGUGGGGGGUUUGGGGGAGGUUUUCUCGUUCCCACUCUUUGUCUUUGGACCCAAAUACAUUCCUAAGAAAAAGAAAUCGGUGGUUUUGAUCAACUUUGUUUUUGCGAGUGCUAAGCUAGCCAUCUGGAAGACUUGCAAAAACAAGGUUCUUGGGGUGGACUGGACUGAUCCGGUCUGUUGCCUCAUGGGUUUGGUGGCAGCACGUCUCAGGAUUGAGCACAGCUUUUAUAAACUGACGAAAAAUUUGGAUGGUUUCAGGGAUGUGUGGGCUAUCGGGCAAGUCCUGUGCUCACUGGAGGAAAAUGGCUCCUUAGUGCUGCAUUUCUAAAGGAUUAGUUUUUAGUGUGUGUGUGUGUGUGUGUGUGUGUGUGUGUGUGUGUGUGUGUGUGUGUGUGUGUGUGUGUUGCUAUUUAUUUAAAUCACCAGUACAAGCUAACAGGUAAUCUGGUUUUAAGGAUUGUCAGAAUGGUUCAUAAAUAAAGUUUGUUAAAAGUAAAAAAAAAAGUCUCUAUCUCUCUAUCUCUCACUGUCCCCUCUCUCUCUGUCCUUUCUGUCUGUCCUUUCUGUCUGUCUGUCUGUCUGUCUCCCUCUCUCUCUGUUUUUCCUUUCUCUAUCUCUUUAUCUCUCUGUCCCCUCUUUCCUCUCUUUGUCCUCUCUCUCUCAGUCCUCUCUUACUCUCUGUCUUUCUAUCUCUCUCUUUCUAUCUCUCACUGUCCCCUCUCUCUCUGUCCUUUCUCCCUCUCUCUCUGUCCUCUCUCUGUCCUUUCUGUCUGUCUGUCUGUCUCUCUCUCUCUCUCUUUCUUUCUCUCUCUACCUCUCCUUCUCUCUCUACCCCUCUCUCUGUCUUCUCCUUCCUUCUCUUUGUUCUCUAUGUCAGUCUCUCUUUGUCUCUGUCUGUCCUCUGUUGUUCCUCUCUGUCUUUUCCCUGUCCUCUGUUGGUCAUCUUGGUGUCCUCACAUGUCUUUGUGUCCCUGCAGACAGAGGAGGACAGCAAGACUCUUCUGAGGAUGCAGGAGCUGGUCGAGAGACUUCAGACUAAAGUGAAGAGUUAUAAGAGACAAGCUGAGAACGCGGUGAGUCUGUCCUUAUGUCCCUGAUGAGACAUCAGAGCUUUAUUCAGGACAAAAUCCAGAUUUCUGACCAUCUGUAAGAUCACGGAGACAGGUUUUGGUCUCUGAAGAUGUUAAGGUCUGAUUAUCAGAUGAUUAUUGAUCAGAUGAUCAGUAACUGUUAAGAGUCAUUUUUAUUCCUCUGGAAAGCUGAAGACCAUCAGAACCUAAAACACCUUCAUCAUCAUCAUCAUCAUCAUCAUCAUCACAAAUCCUUGUGCGUGGAGGGGGGGAUUAAUUGAUCUGAUCAGGUUAGAAUUUGAUCGAUCAAAUUUUUCCCUCAGUCCGAUAGAAAAGACCGGACUUUGAAAACUGGGUUCAGACUCCAAACUAAAGUCUGGGGAAACCGUCAUCUUCACAGACCCCUGCUGCUCCACAUGGUCCUAAAAUUUAAUGUGUUUGUGUUGAGCAUCCCCCAUAGUCCGGGAGCCAUGGGGGUGAACGUGGUUUUGUCGGUUAAAGUUUUUUUCUCAACUGAUUCUUGCUGCUGGGGGUCCCCUCUUAAGGAUUCAAGAGGGUGCCCAGUGAAAUCCCUGGAGCAUUUUUUUGUUAUUAACCCCUUCCUGUCCAAAACAACAUAAUCUAUAAACUGUGAUAUUGUACAUGCACAGAAAUCAAAUCAAAUGCAUUAGAUCUGCUUUCUACAAAGUCUAAUAGUGGAACUGGUCAUGUUUCCUUUUGGAUGAAUGCAUAUCAACCCUUUGAGGCCAACCAUCUUAUAGUCCUUAACCCUUAAAUUCCCAAAACAAAAACAAAAAAUACACAAAAUAGGGUUUUAUGGCAUUUUAUGCAGAAAUAAUGAUUUAGAGCAUCAAAUUUGAUUUCUAGUGUUUAUCAAUGAAUGUGGAUGUGUAAAAUUUAGUUUUCUGAUCUCACAUUAAAACAUUUUAUAGAUAUUAAUAUUAAAAAAAUGCAUAAAUAUUAAAUCUAAUGCACUAUACACAUCCAUUUACAUGGAUACAAACUGUAGAAAGCAAACUUUAUGCAUUUAGAUCAGGUAUUUUGCAUGAAAUACCAUAGAAGUCUAUUUUGGGUGAAUUUUUAGUGUUUUGGGCAUUAAGGGGUUAAUAGCAAAAAAUGCUCCAGGGAUUUCACCGGGCACCCUCUUGAAUCCUUAAGACGGGACCCCCAGCAGCAAGAAUCAGUUGAGAAAAAAACUUUAACCGACAAAACCACGUUCAGCCAAAAAUCACCCUUUGGCUCCCGGACUACCAGGGGCUGAACAAGUCAGGUUCUUGGAGGUAAUAUGAAGGAUGUUGUUUCUGUGUUCUUCCACUAGGAGGAGCAGGUGAGCUGCAGUACGGUACGUUUUCGGAAAGUCCAGCAUGAGCUGGAUGACGCCGAGGAGAGAGCCGACAUUGCCGAGACCACAGUGAACAAACUUCGGAUUCGGACACGUGAACAAGCUAGCAAAGUGGCACUGGUAGGUGUGAUUCAGGACGACACACCCUGA